This is a messenger RNA of Xyrichtys novacula (pearly razorfish), 65334 nucleotides long. Lineage: Eukaryota; Metazoa; Chordata; Actinopteri; Labriformes; Labridae. The record is from the annotation of a GenBank genome assembly.
GUGAGAGACAGAUCCGGUGAGACAGUGAGCUGUAGAUUGAGUGGAAGUCGGUGGAGUCUCAUACUAUAUGACAGGCUUCGCUGCUCAUUUGUGGAGCGCAACUGGACAUCCAGCCUUGUAUUUUGUUUGUGUGUUUUUUUUUUUUUGCGCCUUCCUCUGACGGUUAUGUUGCUGGGAAUUUUUUGACGUGCAGCCACAGGUUGACCGAUUUAAUCCAGUCAACAUGGAUUACACCUCUUUAUCUGGGGUCGGUUGUCACUGACUGGAUUGAAAUGGGCACCGUCGAGAGAUCAGUGCUGAACGAGAAAGAAACAAACUGAGCUUAUCAAGUGAGCGGACACGGAGGCAAACAUCUGUGGGGGAAGCGACGCGCAAUCUCGAGACAAGCGAGGACCUGUGGAGGGAACCUAUGUGAGAGGAGGUGAAGCGAAAAGAUGAUGGAAUGGCCGUGACAACAUGAAAAAGAAAAAGUGUGGUGGUCUAUUUUCAUCCAGCCAGUGAUUCAAGACAACUAACCUGGGGGACAGGGACUGAGAGAGAAGAGGUAGGAGGUAGGUAGAGAAACAGACAGGGAGGGGGGCGUGAAGGUGUCUGAUUAUGUCAUACUGAAAGUAGGUUAUUGUUUGGGAUCAAUCAAAUGCAUAAAAAUACAGCCAACUAAUGCUAAACUAAGGUAUGCACACAAAGAGUACUUCCCCUGCUAUCAAAAUUGACCCAUGUGGCACGAUUACCCCCCCCAGUCUCUGUGCCUGAUCUCAUUUUCAUGGUGUAAAGCCAGAGGAUGUGCACCAUCCUUCUGGCUAACAACAGUGUAACACAGAUGACAUUUUAUGGCACAAAUGGCUGGAAGCAUUGUGGGAUGUGAGAGAAGGAGAGGACACUGGGUAACAGAGACACAGAGCGCUGAGAGGGGCUGACUGGGCAGCUGACUCAAAUGCGACUCAAGGAAUAACAUAUUCCCCAAUUAUGGCUACUUUUCUUCACUCUGCUGCACCUCUUUGUCACAUGUCUCCAGCUUUUGGAGUUCAGACUAUUCCCUCACGUCUUUUAACUAACUGUUAUCCAUCACAAAGCUCCCCCACUCCUCCCUCAAGCCAAUUUCUCCCUCUUCAUUACUGCGCUCAAUGAUAAAUAGUCUGUGCUCACUGUCAUUUUUCUCCUCAGUCAGUCUUUAUGAAGCUUCUCCUCUGUCUAUGUCUGUCUAUAGAAAGGUGCCUGGCCAUAGCUGUGACCAUGGAGCCUCCCCCCUCUCUGAGCCUGGCUCUGCUAGGAGGGAGCGAGGAUGAGGACCAGCGCUUCCUUCUACCCCUGGGCAGCAUAACCCAUCCCUCCACCACUGGCAACCAGCCAGGAUCAAACCACUCCAACCACAUGGGAGGAUCAAGCCUCGACCGUCUAAAUGGCAGCACCCCGUCCCCAUCUCCUGCCACGCCCAGCUUACCUCCAGCAUCGCUCCCCAAGUUGCCCCUCUCAUCCUCUGGAGGCCAGCCUCUGCCCCCACCCAUCCCAAACGCAUUGCACCCCACAAGCACCCCACUCUCCUCCUGCCUCGGCUCACAGCACAGCCUUAGCGGGGAUAACUCACCGGUCUACAACGCCCUCUUUUACUCCUCCCACUCGCCAUCUAUGGAGCGGGAGAGGGACAGGGAGCAUGACAGGGACAGGGACAGAGACAGAGACCGGGAGCGGGAGCGGGAAAGAGGGUGCAAACACAGACAGGCCAGCCCUCUGGUCCACCGCAGAGACAGUAACCCCUUCACAGAGAUCGCCAUGAGCUCCUGUAAGUACACAGGCGGGGUCAUGAAGCCCCUGAGCCGCCUCAGCGCCUCCCGUAGAAACCUCAUCGAAUCAGACAGCAGCAGCGAAACCAAAGAGGCUGGCGUUUCAGCUGUUGCUGGGGCAACGGUCGCUGGUGGGCAGGACCGACAGCGAGAAGCCCCGCCUACCUCCUUGUCGGCCCAGUCUUCUACCAACCAACCCUUAAUCCAGAGCCCACCAGAGAUUGUGAUAUCAUCCAAAGAAGACUCGCCAUACCCUAGAGGAGGGUAUGACAUCACAGACUCCACAUCCAAUCAGAUGUCCAUCUACCACCAGAACCACGCGCUCGUGGAGAGCAGGAGGGCGCAAACGGGGAGGAGCAGCAGGCAAGGAGGGGUCGGGGCUGUAGGCACUGGGGCCAGAGGCAGCACCUCCAAGGCCCCCAAACGAAAGAACCAAAAUAUUGGCUAUAAACUGGGGCAUCGCAGGGCGCUGUUCGAGAAAAGGAAGAGGCUGAGUGACUACGCCCUCAUUUUCGGGAUGUUUGGCAUCGUCGUCAUGGUGAUUGAGACAGAGCUGUCAUGGGGCGUGUACACAAAGGUGAGGAAACAGGCCUACAGGGAUGAUACCACAUGUGCACAUAGACACCACUUAUUUGGCUUUAUAAGUUCUAGAGCACAGAUAGGGAACUUGGGUCCCAUGUCAACACCCCAACCCCAACCCCCCACCUACCUACCAAGACUGCACAUUUAAAGACCCAAAAAUGAAACCUUGUCACCCUUACUAGUGGACACCAGAAUUACUCAUUCAUUAGAACAGCUGAUAACGUUCUUUUCAUGGUAGGCCUGUAAGUUCUGGUCAUAUGUUGUGUCCAAGCUUUAGCACAGCCACCUUCCACUAGCUAGGGCUGUAGCUCAAGUCACCCACAAAUGCUGUCAGUCUAUGAUAUUCUACUAUCAGGAUGUAAACAAGCACAGAUGAUUUAUGGCAUCUCAAAGCCUGGCAUGGUUUUGGCAGUUUUUAGUUUCAUUUGAAAUUGGAAAUAAAGUUGUAUGUUGACUUAGCCCUCACUGAGUGACAGGUACAGGUACAGGUACAGGCACGGCGAUGUGAACCUGCAGGGAGAAGCAAAGGCUGGCGGUGCUAGCUCUCUCUCUCUCACAAUGCCUCAAUCUGUUGCGCUAUGAUUUUAGGGGUAUCCUGAUACAACUUUUUUACUUCCGAUACGAUACCGAUAUUGUAGCCUUUAGUGUCGGCCGAUACCAAUAUUGAUCUGAUGUUGGCACAAACUUGUGCAUGACAAGUUUUGCACCAAGUUGCAAUGUCUUUUUGGAGCUUUAACAAAAAAUACUGCCACACAGUUGACAUCACUCCUCCUCCUUGCUACUUUGUUUGUACCUUUGGUACACACUGUUGUUGUGAUCACGUGGGGUCUACAUGCUGGAUCUGGGCGCUGCUAGCUAGAGGUGCCAGAGUGGAGUCUGAAAAUGGUUGUAUUGGAGUGCUAAUAUUGGAGAUUUUAGAUGCAGGCCGAUAUAAUCAGAUAUUUGUUUUUUGGCUGAUAUCGGAUCAAUAUCCGAUAUCAAUAUUGUAUCGGGAGAGCCCUAUAUGAUUUGACCAUUUAGUCUUCUAUCUACUCCUCAUAACUGGCCCAAGUAUAUAAAAUUUUAGUAGAGAUUUCAUGUAUCUUGUCUAACCAAGGCUGCUUGUGUCUCAACCUGACUCCUUCCAUUGUGGUUGCGGUGGUGUGCACAGGUGCUUCGUAAGUUAAGUUUGGUACCUCAUAAAAAUUUUCCAGGUCAUUUAAGUUUAAGUUUUAGUAAGUAAAAGUGACAGGAAAUAUAGGAGGUACGGCAUGAAUGAAAUGAUGUGAUGGAGGGCAUUGAACGCAACAGACCGUGAACAUGUCAUCAUCUCAAGUGUCGUGUUUUGGUUGAGAUGGGGACUAGGUAACAAGAAUCCACUUUCAGCUAUUUAUCACUGAAUUGCAUGACUGAUUCAUCCCACUCUGACCAUCAUGAUGCCCAUGUUGUAUGAGGGUUGUGCACUGUAACGAGCAAACUUGACAGUUGCCGCUUCUGAAUGAUGUAAUACAACAACGCAGAGGACAUGGGGUGGGGUGGGGUUGGGGGGCAGAUUAUCGGUACGAGGCCAGGAUCUCAUUUGUCUGUGUAAUGGGGAGUGUAAUAAGCUGAAUGGGCCCCUGGCUGCUUCUGUCUGUUUAUUUCGGUUGUGUUUGUGUAUAUGCUUGUGUGUGUGCCAAAGAAACCCAGGGAGCCUUGGAACAAUUGUGCUCACCUCAUGAUGCAGAUACUUUCCCCCCUUCUUUCAGUCCUUUCACACAGCAUUGCAUUUCCUUUAAACUAAUAAGGUGGACACACUUCUGGCUGUGAUGCAGUUUUUCAUACAUGGCCAAGUUAGAGAGGAAAUGACAGCAUGAGAGCACAGCUUUACAGGUAGCUCAUUAGAGAAGUCCAGCUCUGUGUGUCUCUGUCUGCAUAUCCCUCCAUCUCCGUUCCUGUUUGUGCUCUGUGGUCUCAAGUCCACACUUUGUGUCUCUUUCAAGGUUGGGAAAGAAGAACCUGUUCUGUUUUACUGGCUGUACUUUUGCCAACUCAUUACUUUACAUAAAAUUGUAGUUCUUGAGGCUAUGGCUUUUCAUAAAAGGGAAAUCAUAUUUUAAAUGUCUCUAAAUUCCUCCUUGUCUUUGCCCCCACUCGGUCGACCUAUUCGCCCGUUUGUAGAAGACAGAAGCCUCUUUAUGUGCUCCUUUUUUCUCUUUUUUUCCCCUUUCAAAUCCAUGCCAAUCCCCUUUCUUUCUUUCCUUUUUUCUUUCUUUCUUUCUUUCUUUCUUCCUUUCUUUCUUCCUUUUAUGCACCCCCUCUCUUACUCUCGCUCCCUCUGCUCUCCUGUGCUCUUCCAGUGGGCGUCAAACUGGGGGAGUGUGAUCGGAAGAGAGGAGAAGCGGCUGGGCGAGAAAUGAAAGGCUUUAGAAGGAGAGAAAAAAGGAAAGGCGAUAAUACAAAGCCUGAUUUAGGUCCUUGAGCCACAACUAAUGCAUUCUUCAUUUUCAAUCAGGAAACACUGUCCAGCAAUGAAAAAUGAUGGACAGCUCUUAAGUUGAAGAAAGGUGCAAAUGCUCUGAUAACUGAUUUGCUGUCAGCCCAUUAAGAUACCAAGUUAAGGACAGGAAGUUGGAUUUAAGGUAGAACAAGGUGCCUUAUUUCAUAAUUUCCUUCAGGCUAAUGCUUUUGAGAAAGAAUUUAGUCCCACAGCUGCGUCAGCAGCGCCUGAUCAACAUUCAUUUUUACAUGCAGAGUGCCAAGCUACAUAUUUUUUCAGUUUUUAUGGUUGCAGUUUUGGUUUGCCUCCAACAGAUACUGGAGUUCCAUCAGACAGUUCAAGCCCUCACUUAGAUAAUUGAGGUGGAAAGAAGCUCGCUGGUUUGUUGUUGGAAAAAAAAAAAAAAAGGAUGGAAAUCAUAAGGAUGAAAGAGAAGGGAAAGGGAGAUGGAUGUGUGGAUGGCAGAGUGAGAUGAGCAGAGGUUCAUGCAGUGCUUUAAAGCAGUCGAAGAGGAAAGCCUUGAAUGAUUUCUCCCAUUGAUUAUUGAUAAUCUCUCACCCACACAUGCACUGUCCACCCCGGCACACAUGUGCUUUACACAUUGAAAAUGGAUGCUGCCUCUCUCAGGGGCUGCUUAGUAUUGACAGAGGUUCUUGAUAUGUAGUGUGAGCGCUUGUAGCAGAAAUGUGAUAUGUGAAGAUCAUUUUUCAUUUCUCUGUAUGUAAACACACACACACACACACACACACAAUACUCUUUAUCACCCACACUUGUUUUAAAUGAUCUGUUUAAAUUCUGCCUUUGGAAAUAGAAAAUGAGUUUGUACUCUUUGGAAUAUUAAUUUUAACUGCAGUUGUUUUGUAGUUUGCAAAGCUUUUGAACUGGACUUUACAUAUAAACAUAAAGAGGUGUUUCUGAUAUUUUUAAAUACAUAAGAGGGGGAUAUUAUUUUUAGCACCUUUCAAAAUAAAGCACUUCAGAAGAACACUACCACCCACUUUGACCUCAAUUAUACAGUAGAAAUAUUACCUUUUUGGAAACAGAAAAUCAUCUGCAUCUCAAUGUAAAAGCUGUUGGUAUCGGAUCAUAAUGCCAGUGUGUGUGUAUGUGUGCAUGUGUGUGUUUUUACCUAACCAGCUGCUCUAUCUCUCCUCCAAAAAUAGAGAUGAAGAAUAAGAAUGGAACUAAACAGGGUGGGUUGUAUGGUGCAUGUGUGUGUGUGUGUGUGAGAGAGAGAGAGCGUGUGUCUGUUUUUAUGUGUGAGGAAGAAUAAAGAGAGAGGUUAACAGAGGAGGACAUGGUGUUCGUGACUGUGGGUUCAGUGACUAAGCAUAUGUAUAUUCAUGUGCAGAAACAGAUUCAAACCCUGUCAGCACAUUCUGUGGCUACAGCUGACAUUUUCAAUUCAUUGUAACAUAGCCUCCAUCCUCAGUUUUUAUCUUGUCCAAAUCAGUCAGGUUCAAGACACAGUCCAUGAACUAAGCCACUUAUGAGAUUACAAAGAUACAUUUGCAGGGAACAGAGCGGUAUUUAUGUUCGUUAUUUCAACAGAGAAGGGAAAUAAACAGUACACUUUCUUGUUAUUUCAACUUGUGAGAAAUUUAAAGGAAUUUAUGUUACUUUAGACUCCAAGUUGACCACAUUUAUGAAUGUUGAGUUCUGUGCACCACGACAUUUAAAGCUCUGAUGAGGAGUUUUGUGUGCGCAUUUGUUUUGUUGCCCCUUGUGGACAAACCUUUUUAUGCUGAUCUCGUCCUGUGCAUUCAGAGGCAAAAAAGAAAUCCUUCUACUGCCUCUUAACCGUCAAAGAUAUCAAUUAGACUCAGUAAUUACAGUAGAAAUGUUGAGGAAGGCUGUUUCUUCCAUGUGCUGCCAAUCAUCCUGUCUGACACCUACACCCUCACAGCAGUUAUACAUACAUGAAAAAUUACAAUAUGGAAAAAAAAAGUCUGAUGGUCUCAUUUACUUUUGUGUGUCUUAUAAAAGACAUCAUUGCUGAUAUCAGUCUUCUUCGUGACUAGUUUAUGUUUCCUCAUGGGAGCUUUGAGUGGGAGCAUCCUUCAAAUUAGAGUACAGAAUAUUUCUUAGAGGCCUAAUGUGUGGUGUAUGUAACACCCUUAUUGUGCUUAACAAUGUCAGCUCUUAACUGCAAAAGAAAAAUAGAUUUAUGAUGAUUUUAUUUGAUAUACCAAAACAGAAAGUUGACAAUUUUGCAGUGGAAAGAGAAGUAUGAGAAUGAAUUCAGGAUUAUUUACAAGUUAAAUAGAGAGAGCUUUGAUGUUCAGCCCCUUACUGAGAUCACAUGGCUGCCCCCCAGGUUAAAUUUAGCAUUCAGCUGAUUUCUACUUUUUGCACUUUGUUAGACAAACGGCAAAAUAUUUUCCUAAAUACAAGGUUUGAACUCUGCAAAGGUGGAAAAGUCUAAGACGAAAGGAUAAAGAGGAUAGGUUGAAAGCUUACACAAGCUAAUGUACAAUAUUGUUUCACUUUCACCAGCCACUUUUGUGCAGAACAAGGAUUUGUCCUGUAAUGAUACUCGCAUAUCAAAUUUCUCCUCAGGGAUAAAUAAAGUUCUUCUUAUCUUAUUUAAUAUAGUUCUGGAUGCUAAACUUCAUUUGUAAAGGAGUAUUUUUUUGUAUUCAUGUUCUAUAUAUUAUUUCUACUUACUUAAUGCAUCUAAAUAUUUUAUGCGCCAUUGCUAUUCAGUGCUCCUAGCAGGGUUGAUGAAUUCUUAUACUGCAAAUGUCAAAUCCUAGUCGUCGAGCUGAGAUAUACUAUAUGCAAAGGGACCAUUAAAUGAAGAAAUAAUUCAUGUAUGUAAAAUAGUUUCAUUUACUCUCAGGCAGAAUUGUGAGAUUUUCCACCUAGAGCAUCUAAGACAGGAGCCAGGUUGAGUCCUCCAUGUUUCUGAAUCUCCAUGAUUCAUUUUUAAAGCGUCUGUAUUUUUAACCCUUGUUUUUCAGGCCCCUUUUCCUAAUAGAUGCACCAGUUUGGCCGAGGACCUUGACACAGUUCAUAGUUAACUGCGGUAUAAGAACAGAUCCUCUUCAAAACACUUUUUAUGAGCUUCUAUUAUUGAUUUUAUUGGGAGAGGGUUAAAAGGGAGGAGGGCCUUGCCUGACAUGUCUCUAUCUGAGAAUAACUGAGACCUUCGGACACCUGGGACCUUAGCAUGUGGCCUGUCACUGUCAGAUCGAUAGAUCAUUUCACAAAGGCCCAUGUGGCUCCUUGGGGGCCCCGGCUCCAUGCCAUGUUUCAGGCCUACCGUGGAGCACGGCUAUUCUGAGAAGGCACACAGCUGCUGUCAACUUCACCUGUCACACUGUCAAUACACUAACUUGACACCUAUGGGUGUUAUUUGUGCAUGUGAGAGUUAAAGGGUUAGGUGUCAUAUGUGAGUGCAGACACACUUCCUGUCUCUUUUCUGUCACAAGUAUCGAUUACUUCAUAGACAAGAAGCUGUGAUUACUUCACCUGUUCCUUUUGUACCAGAGCCAGUAUUGAAAUUUCCUCUGAUUCUACCAAAAAUGGGCUAUCUGGUAUCAAGAACUGAGUUUAAGUUACAUUUAUAGCUCAAAUAUGCCGGUCAGUAAACCAAUCAGGUACACUGACUGUAUAUAAAGAUGUGCCUACACGACGUUGUGCAAAAGUAAAGCCAAAAUCGCAGUGAGAGCUGGCAUACUGCCCUGACGUUAAUUAGAGUCUGAGUCCACACAGUCGGGACCCACUGGGUAAAGCCUGUUUGAUCUCAGUAGGCCUUUCUGCCUCAUAACGGACUCAUGAGAUGGUUUGAAGUGGACACCUGGGGUUGGGGAACAUUUAAUGAAUCUUGUGUUAGUUUUUGUCAUGUUUUCUUUCACCUUUCUUCCGAUCUUUGGCUAAUCCACUUCAUGGAAUGUUGCAGCAGCCAUAUUCAUCAUCAGACUUGUCGAUCAUGUCAUCAUACACCAUUUAAUAAAAUCAAAUAUCUAACAAAAACCAAACCUCACUCAAGGUGGUGAUGGCUAAGAGGUCUAAGCACCCCAAAUAUGGAGGCUUUAAUCUUUAGCAUUCUUCAUACUACAUUUGAUCAUAUCAGGACUGCAAGUACAAUAACCCUGAAUUUCCACCGCAUCCAGAACUGCGACGUCCCCCAAUUCCUACCAGAUCCGUUCGUGAGGCAAAUUACGGACAGUGGGAAUAGCGAGAACUCACAAGGACCUGCGGAUUCACUUGCAAUCGCGCGAUAACGAGUUGUCUCUAUAGCCACAUAACCAUAUAAGCAGUAGAUUGUUUCCUUCCAGAGGAGAAAAUCCACUUCUACACUUUUAGAAUCAGCAUCUCCUCAUCCAUGGUGUCACCAGGGUGGAAUGCUGUCUAAAAACCUUUAACUUGUUCAUCCCCGCCCGUUUGCAUGGUGUGAAAUACAAUCCGCCGGAGUGUUUUAUCUUGAAAAGAAGCUGGAUGUUUUAUUUUGUGUCUCUGCACGAAUUCCUUUCCAGCACGAGUUAAUCUGUGCUGAAUUUAUCCGGCAUGCUCCGGUGUCCAUAAAAAAUAGAACUUUUGUGAUCAGCUUUGGAGUCCGGCGAUCUGAAGCGGAACGGAAAGAAGCUGGUGGAAUUAGACACAUUAACUUGAAUGGUUACGAUCAGCUGCGAUCGGCGGAUACGGCCUUUUCGCAGCCGUUCCGUAUGCGGUGGAAAUUGCGGGUUAGCAGUUUGAAUACAGCACAGAACUUUAUUAUAUGACAAUUUUAUUUUAUAACAACAACAGUGUGGCAAAGGUCCAUAGUAGAUUGUUAGUAGGUAAGAGCCGGCAGAGCAAUAGUGAUGGAAUACAGAAUAAUGCAGACGUAUUGUCUGAUACACAAGGUCAGACAUCAGCUUUGGUCAAAGAGAGACAAAGUUGUACUGUCAGAUUUCUGCUUGCUGUAUGCCUCCAUGUCCUUCCUCCCUUUCUCCCUCCUUUCCUUCCUAUCUUUCUCCCUCAGGCCUAGCGUUUACAUCCCUCCCGCUGGUCUUAAAUACAGCUCCAUAUCCCCAAAGGGUUCACUGCCAUCCCAGCAGGCGUACAACAUCAACCUCCCCCCUCGCUCCCCUAUCUUUGACAUUUCUGGCAGACAUUUACUGGUUGACCUUUGCAGCCCUUUCUUUGCAAGGACACUUACAGUGGCUGCGUACCGCUGCUCAGACUGUACGAGGGGAUCAUCUGGGAAUUAAACUCACCAACUGCCACCAUAUUCUAUCAGCCAUCUCAGCACUUCUGCAGAGCUCUCUCUCCGUCCCCCUUCCUCCUUCCUCCUCCUCCUCCCCCUCUUUUCCUCCACUCCCUUCCUCACUCUCUUCAUCUUCUAGAUCACAGGCUUCUAAAGGGAUGGCAGGUCCCAGGGGUCUUGCUACUAACAGGUACAAAUAUGCUCAUUUCUUUCAGUGUAACAAGGCUGGGCUAGCUGUCUCCGUAUGUGUGAGUGUGUUGGUACACAUGGGUGUGUUUAGACUUGCAUCAGCCGGCAGUAACACAACAUUCACGUCACUAAGUCAGUUCCUAUGAGUAUACACACCUAUGGAGCGCGUGUCUUUAUAUCCCUGUCAUAAUGGUACACGUGGAUGCACCUGCUAUCUGUGUUUGUGCGAGUGUAUGUGGAUUCACAUCUGCCUUUGUCCGGAUUUAAUGGAGUGUGUAGGGCAGUAAUGGUGUGUCAAUGUGCAGUCAUGUGUGUGUGAGUGUGUGUUUAUCCUGGUGAGGUGACAUCUCUCCUCUGUCUACUGCCUGUUUCCCUGGAGACUGAUUGCAUGGAGGCAUCACCUCGCAGGGAGAGACCCCCAAGGCUAACUCAUUACAGACACACACACACACACACACACACACUUAAAUGCAUUACUGUCAUGUGUAUGGGUAACUUAUCGCUUCAAGAGUAAUGUGUUGUAAAGCAAAGUGUAUUUGUUCUUACAUCUGUGUCAAUAAAGGUGAGAUGGGGACAACUGGGGGAACCCUCAUCUGGAAACCAACAGGUUUUGUUUUUAUGUGCGUGUGGUGUGUAUGUUUGUGUGUGUGAAUGUCUGGGUUGUCUGGGAGUGUGUUUGCUUAUGAGUAAGCAAGGUAUUGACUGAGCAAGUUGGGAUGAGGGUAAGAGUUGGGCAAAUUCACAUUUUUAGUCAAUGUUCUGUCCCCAAAAAGUGGUGUGUGUGUGUGUGUGUGUGUGUGUGUGUGUGUGUGUGUGUGUGUGUGUGUGUGUGUGUGUGUGUGUGUGUGUGUGUGUGUGUGUGUGUGCUAAUUGAACUUAAAGAAGCUUAAAAAGCUUGUUAGCUCUGCAUGCUUCACACCAAGCCCUUAAUCAAUACACACUAAUCAUACACUUACGCACAGCGGGACAAAAAAGGGGAAACAGCACUCAUACACAUUUGACACAUGUACAUGCUGACACGUUUAUAUAUCACAUGUCAGGAAUAGUUUGAAAUUUGUCAGUAUAUGACUUGCUAAAGAAUCUAUCCACUAAUAGGAUUUCUUAGUUGGUGUAUUUUGUAGAUUGUUGAUGCGCCAUUGUUGAUGUGUCUAUUAUUUAGUUCAGCAUUUGUCAAUGCCUAGAGUCUUAAGAGCAGAAAGAAGUUCAACUUUUGGAUCAUAACCCUUAUCACUUUGGUUUCUGUUGCAAUACUUUUAAAUGAGAGUAUUUGCACCAGUACUUUUACCUGUACACUUCUGGUUGCCGGGCAACUUCUGUGUAUGGACAAGAACCCUGAAAGGUACUCCGGUUGUCUGUUUUUAGACAAAAGAUAGUUACUCACUGAGUGUGUUUGUUGUUCAGAGAGAACUGAAGUCAAAGCCUGGCUGAGCUAUAGUAUAAUCUCCACUGUGAAACCACAGCUUGUCAUUAGCUGGAUAGUCAACAUGCAGACAAGAGAGUGGUAUUGAUCAUCUUGUGUUGUGAGUCAGCAUAUUUGACUGAGUGAACACAGUUGGACAUCAAUGUAACGUCAGAGGAGCUGGAGUCUAGUUAGGACAGGUGUUGAAUUCUGGUCUGAAUGAAUAUUUGGUCGAUGUGAAAACCAACAUAGUUCAACAUCAACAGAGGUUUAAUUUUCAAAAAGUAUUUGUUUUAAUACUCCAAAUCCCUUUUUUCACUGUAAUUUUCAAAGUCUGAUAGACCGCCCUAAUGUGUUUGUCAAAGGCAGGAUCUGUAUUAAAAUCAAUAAAAUGGACCGUGUUACAAUAAAAACAAUUUAAUGAAAACACAAGCACGUCCAAAGCUCAUGCUUGUGUGCAUGUACAGAAAUUGUACACAACAGCUCAAAACAAUUUUUAAGCCGACAACUGUGUAGAAACUCACAGUGCUACUGUCAUCCAAACAAGCCAAUGAUCAGAACCAUGGACAGCAGCCAUACAGAAAAACAUUAAACUACACUAGUUUAACAGUCUGUCUAAAACAGCCUGAUUUCUUUAAACUACAUUACAUCUGAAACAGCUGAAUACCACAGGUGGCUCGCUUUGUACGUGUUGGCGAGCGUAAAACACACAUCCAAAAGAAAAGCACAGGAGCUCAGACUCAACCAGGAAAAAGGCAAACAAUUCAAGGGUGUGUGCUUGUCCCUCUUUAACCUCAUUCACUGUGAUCGUCGCUGCUUCUGGACUAUUGUUUACUAUUGUUUAAAGUUGUUUACUUUUAUAGCUAGUCUAUGAUGAAGUUCCUGAUAAUGGUAGACAGACUUCGUAAAUAAAGUUGGAAAGACAAAAGAGCAAAACUUUUCAUCACAUGAAUAAAACAUGUCAAAAGGAUCUCCAAAAUACAGAUACAGUCAGUGAAGUACAUGAUCAUAUUCUUUAUAUUCUUCAUACAUCUAUACAAUACAGCACAGCAAAACAGCAUAUCAAAAAAGUUUCACCAACCAUAGACUUUUUAGGAAUUGUAUUUUAUUUUAUUUUUUUCUAAAAAAGAAAAAAAAAAAAAACUAUUUUUCUUCUUUUUUAAUAAAAUUUUGUAAUAUUUGGACACAAUUCUUGACAUUUUGACAUUAUUCUUCAAGUGAAUCCAUCAGAAAAUAUUUGCAUCUCUCAUUUUUUCCUCAUCUCUUGCCCUCAAACUCCACUGUAGUCAGGGUGCUCAUGUCAAAGAUGAAAACUGAGGACAUUUUCUGCAUAAUUUCGUCUCAUUUGAGUUAUUUUUGUAAACCCAGGAUACGAUUCUUUGCAAAGCCUUGUUUUUAUUACAGUGAGCGAUAAUGUUUUUGACAUGCUAUGUUUAGUUUGUUUUUUAUUUUUCAUUUGUUUUUGUGAAACCAUUUUAGUUUGUAUAAUAAAUCACAGUAACCCACUCAGGACUGAUCUUCACAACAGUUUCAUAAAUAACAGUGCGCUUAAUGUCCAAAAGGUGUGAAAGAAGAAUUUAAUACCCAACUUUGUAUAUGCCCCUUAUAUACUGGCAAAGCAUUAUAGCAGCAGGAAUAGUGUAUAUGUAAAAUACAACUAGGAGAGUGUGCGUUAAAACAAAUAAAUCUCAGGAUAUAGCCGAUUAUGUUGCACAAGAUCUUGCAAAAAAAUGUCAGGGUCUUGUGAAACAGAAAAAUAUUUUGUCUCCUUUUCCCUUUAGGGGCUUUGUUGUUUUCUUGCUCAAAUGUUAAUUUGACAGAAAACCAACAGGAAAUUAAGUUUUUUUUAUUCACUGAUGUCACAACCUUCAUUCAACCAAACAUCAAUUUCCAGUGUUGCUCAGUGGUAGGUUCUCCCGUAAUUUCCAUAUCUUUGCAGUUAAGCUGAAACACAAAAACAUAUAAAAGAAUAUUAUGCGCUUCCCAUCCAAAAUAAAACAAUAUGUUGAGAUGUCCCCAUCAUAUGCAGUUUGUAUGAAACCUUUUGUGCGUCUGCUCCUCUGAUUUGAAAUAAAAGCCAUCCCUGUCUUUAUUGAGGUAUGAAAACAGCUUCAGCCUCUCUGUCGCUAUAUUUAUCUAGGAUUUCAGAACAGGUGCAUCAAUUUAAUACAGCAAACAUUGGUAUAAGAGGUGUCCUGUUACUAGAAAUACGUCAACCACUGCAAGCCAGCGAAAAUACAGACUUUUCUCUGCUUAUGAUUUAAACAAGAGCGGUGAUAAACAAAACCCAGGCAUGAAAACACACCCAUGCCCUUCACAGUUUUUACAAUACAGGUAGAUUAGACGGUGAGAACAGGCAGAAAAAUGCUCUUGAUUGUGUGUAGGAUAGAAUUUUUAAAAUACCCAGACAGACAUCAGGCAGAGGAGUUUGACUCUAAAAACCCCUAAUUCAGCUCAACCCCACUACUCUGUCUUUCAGAGGGCUGAAUUUUGAGGUUGUAUUUUUCUCAUUAUUCAAUGUUGGCUUCUCCUGCUCCUGGCUCGCUUCAGUGCGUACAAAUGAGAUGUUACAAAAGGAGGGAGGAUACAUGAGAAAGUGAGCAAAUGAAGAGAAAAGCUUUAAAGCCGUGGGCAACUGAUGGAUGAAAUCAGAGGAGAGCCAAAGCGAGAUGGUAGUUUCCCAGUGUUGUGCAGUGGCCCUCGACCACAGUUAUCUGAACAGCACUGCCUCAGUGUUCUCCUGGCAUGUGUGUGUUUUUAUAUGUGUAUGUCUGUGUGUGUGUUGGAUGCUAGCAAAGGCGCUCAAUCUAAUAUUUGAUCCUCUCAGAUUCUGAAUAGAAGAAGAAGAAGAAAUGCUCAGCAAAGGAGGAUGUCUGGGAGGAUUAACCAUCUAGACUAUGUGUGUGUAUUUGUGUCUGUGUGUGUGCGUGAUGUUGAAUUAAUACCAUUAAGGCCAUGAAGACUUUACACAGACCCUAAAUAGACACACUAACACACUAACACACUAACACACUCUAUUUUCCAGGAGGCUGACUUGCAAUAUAUAUUCAUGAACCCAAAAUGCAAUGUAGAUUGUGCUUAAUAACAUCAUGGAGGAAAGGCAGAGUAAUGUGUGUCUAAACUGGGAGUGCAGCCUCAGAUAAAACAAGAGUGAUUGGCGAUGAAUGCUUAAUAAGAUCCUACUUAACAGGCCAAAUAUCUGAUAAGUGAUGCUGCUGUCUUUAGGUAGCUCAACUCUUCCUCUUGAAGAGACAGCAGGCGGUUGUCUUCAUCUUGCCCCCUCUGUGAACUCAAGUAUGAAUGCACUUCAGGGGUUUUCUGUUAUAAUCUUGCAUUCACAUUGUCCUUGAGUUGAUAUGGACAAAAUGGAUUGAUUUGGUUAGUGUGGCUUUCAGAGUGAAAGAGACUGAAAGCUGUUAAAAAAUACUCAAACUGGAUGUUUUUUUCGACUGCUGAUUUUUGACAUUCUUUGUCUGUGUGCAGCUAUUUUCACUUUAUGGAUUGGGAAGCCCCCGACACAAAGAGACACAAAGCCUUCAGUUCGCUAUGAAUGUAUGACACCUCAAAACCUGGUUGACUACACUUAAAAAAAAUAUGUACCGGGGGCGCGCAGAUGGCCGAGCAGGUUAGCGUGCCCCACAUAUGGGAACCACAGUCAGUCUGGCCCUGACCAUGUGCUGCAUGUCCUCCCCCAUCUUUCUCUAUCUCCCCAUAUUUCCAAUCCGUCCUGUCAAUAAAGGCACAAAAAAAAAGAAAAGAAAGUAGGAACUUUAAAAAAAAAAAAAAAAAAAGUACUGUCCUGGGUCCUGUUUUAAAAAAAUUUAUAAGUGUGGCAGUAAUGAAAAUUUUCCUUUUUACAGAGAAUAAAAAAACAAAACAAACCCAACAGUGAUUUUUUUUACCAGCAUGUUUUAAUUACUUAGCAAAAUCCUUAUAUCUGAUCUGGUCUUGAUUGAACAGAAUAUCAUCGUUCUUUUCAUUUUUUCAAUGCUUUUUUAUGUUGUAGAGAUUUUUUUUCCUUUUGAAUUAUAUAGUAGUACUAUGAUUGUCUUGUGUUAUCUUGGAUUGACUUAGUUCCAUAUGUUUGAAAGCGUGCUAUAGUUAUGAUAGUGUGAGACUUGAAUAGAUAAAAAAAUAAUGGUCCACAGGAUCAAGAGUCCACAGCCAGACUGUAAGCCCUGUAAUGCUGCACUUAGGCAAGUUAAGUGGUGCUUUGCAAAAUGCUCACAUCAGCACUUUAAAACGCAUCCAGUGAUAGUGCUUGCAAUUUUAAUUUCUUAGAAGGUAAAAUAUUAAAAAUCCCCAGCUAAAGCUGAUAGGCAUAUUAAGCUUAAAAGGCAAUUGGUCAUACACCAAGGUUUUUGAAAAAUAUCAAUGUGUCGUAAAUGCUUCAUUAAAUUUAAAAAACCAAGAAGGAGGGAAGCAAAACCCACACUCAAAUUUAACAGGCUAUAAUCUUUUAAAAUUAUUAAUUUAUACAGUUUAAAAAAAAUCACUCCACUUCCACAGCAACGCUUCUAUGUCAGUGGAUCCGUAUGAUCCUCCUAAGGAAAUAACAUUAAGUGAAUAUUUAAAAUCACUGCAGUGAUAUUUAACUAAACAUUUCCACUGAAGUCAGAUGAACAAGGUGAAAGGAACUUCUGCAGGAAUAUUCAUGUUGACGUCACUGUCCUCAUUCAGCUCUCCUUCUUCUCAGUGAUUUGCUGUUGACUCUUCUUUUUAACAAAAUGAGGCAAAGACAUAACUUUUAAUAUUGUCACUUAACACCGCCACUCGUGAUUCAAGCUACUCUAUAGUGAUUGUCAGCUCAAAGAUACACUCACUGGUUAAAGUCCAGCUGCUCAUUAUUUAAUCUCUUUUUUUAAGGACCUGUCUGAGACAAGAACUGUUGUUUCUGCCUCUGUGUUUACAGAUUUUGGAUGCUACCAGACCAACGUGUCAGGCACAUGGAAAAGCAAACUUGUUGUUGGACAGUUCACAGUUUGAAGCAGUUCUGAGCCAGCACCGAUGCCACUCUGGCGGGAAAAGGUUACAUGAGGGUGAUUAGCCCCCAUGCCCUCCCUCUGAGUACACUACUGGUGCUAAACUUCUUCAACCCUGACAUUUAGGGAUUUCUCAAUACAACUUUUUUACUUCUGAUACAAUAUCAAUAUUGUAGCCUUCAGUACUGGCCAAUACUGAUAUUGAUCUGAUAUUAGCACAAACUUGUGCACGACAAGUUUUGCACUCAGCUGCAACGUCUUUUUUGGACUUCAACAAAAAAUACUGCCAUAUGGUCGGCAUCACUCCUACUCCUUGUUACUUUGUUAGUACUGUAGUACACACUGUUGUUGUGAUCACGUGGGCUCUACCUGCUGGACCCCUGCUGGAUAGAGGUGCUGGAGCAAAGUCUGGAAUGGAUUGCUUGUAUCUGAGUGCUGAUAUGGAAGAUUUUAGGUGCAGACCGAUAUAAUCCAAUAUUCUUUUUUUUUUUUGGCUGAUAUCGGACCGAUAUCCAAUACCAAUAUUGAAUCGGUACAUCCCCACUGACAUUGCCUUGGUUGUUUGGAUUAAUCACCAAUUUUCAGGGGUUUUGACCUACCAGGAUCAAGUAUUUAACACAGUAUGGUAUUUUGAAAGGAAGAUGAGUGAUAAUGAUAGCUAAAAGAUCACUAGACUGUAAUUAAAGUGUGUAACAGUUUUCCCAGUUCAUCCUAUGAGACCCAAAACUCAUCUACAAAAGUUUCAUGGGAAAAGAUUCAAUAUUUCCUUGGAAAUGUUCAUUAAAACCUAAUAUCUGCCUGCUGUUAUCUUCAGUAUAAGGUCAGUAAAAUCACCCUACUAGAGACUCUGAUUGUCUGUGCAAAAACGACGGAAAAUGACAUUAGGUAUGCUGAUGUUUAAAAGUUUUACAAAGUAAUCUCAGGCUUUGAUUUGCGAGUGCCAAGAAUGAAAAUCAGAAGAUGGUUUACUUACAUUCUCUGGAAACAAUAAAUAUAUGUCUGUGAUUUACACAGAGUCAUCAUUUUACCAGAGUCAGGAGUUGAAACGUUGUAUGUGAUGCACACAACUACCCUCUUUCAAAUAAAUCUUGUGCUUCCAUAAAUAUUUUCAGUGGUGGACCAAAGGAAAAGAAAAUAACAAACAGAGCAGUCAACACAGACUAACACAGAGCCUCGAGCUGUACCUCAUGCGUGGAUAACAAGGUUUUCUGAUGCAUGACAGAUUUGGAUGAGGUGAAAGCAAAAAAAAACCGAGGUGAAGUGAUGUAACAGAUCCUCCACUGAAUCUUGUUUUUGUUUGAAUACCAGGAAGCUUCAAAGGGCAUUAAUUCACUCAUGCCUCAUGAACUCUCUCCUCCCAAAUAAAAAGAGCGGUGGUUUUAUACUUUCACGGUGUUCUUUCUUAUUACUUCGACUUUUUUUUUGCCAUGAAUAACCUGUGAUACUUGUUGGUCAGGUUAAUUUUCCGUUCUAGCUUUUGCACAUUUUGCAUUCCUAAGUAAACAAAUUUGUUAUAAGUGAGUCCUGCAGAACAGCUCCUAAAAACAGUCAGUAUUUUUCCAUUUUUAAACCAUCUCUCUAAAGGUACAACAGAGCGUUUCAUGUGUUAACGAACUAAUCUGGGAGCGUGUUUGUGUCUGAAUGUGUGCACGUACCCGAGAUGAUUCGAGCUGAGCUGUUCUCUGAACAUGUUACGUGAUGGGGGUUAAGAAGCCGUCCAAGUGUUACAAGUUGUAUUGAUCGGAAGUUCCCCACUCCAUUGAUUAUAAGUCCUAUGAAACCAGACAAGCAGAGGAUUUAAGGCCUGACUUCAGAGUGAUAUUGACGGGCAGAACACUGCCGCUCUACUUCUGGUCAGCUUUGAAGGUCUGUUGUGUAAAUGUUUGCUCGUAUUGUCUUAACUGAGCCACUGGUGCUGUAGUUCAUGAACCAUUAACUCGUUUUAAAACUGCCUUGAGUCGAGCCAAACUCCUGAAGAAAAGGUGAAUGAAAACGACUCUUUUUAGGAGAUCCCUUCAGAAAUAACACGACUAUGAUGCAUGUUACUAAGACUGUGUGUGUUUUUUCUCUCCUUACAGAGCUCGAUGUAUUCGCUGGCCCUGAAGUGUCUGAUCAGUCUGUCCACCGUCAUACUGCUGGGUCUCAUCAUAGCGUACCAUGCACGGGAAGUUCAGGUAAAACACGCAACAUCACACAAAGCCGAUGAAGUUAAGGCUCUGGACUUUUUAUUUUUACUCAUUUCUGUCUUAGGUUUGAUGUUAGUUUAAAAGAAGAGGAUGAACACCUCUAUAAUAUCUGUGAGUUUUGAAAUGAAGAGCUGAUGUCAGCCUGUUCUGGUCAUGUGUCAGGUUGUCAUUGAUGAUAUUUUCAACCCAUGGCGCCUCGUUUGAGUUUUGUGUCCAAGAAUGUGAAGCACUAAAAUCUAGGGCUGAAAUGAUUUCUCAAACAAAUCUCGUAACUCGAUGAUUAAGCAACCUUGAGGCAGAUUAUUUGCCUCCAGGCUCUUGUAAAUCUUUACAGCUAUACUGCUCAAUGUAUUUAAAGAGGUUUGCAGAAUUCUGACCAUAACAACUAUUGGAUAGAAGUGCUGAAGCGCCUCACAUGCUUAACCCAAAUAUACCCGCAAUAUGACACUAUAACACUAAUCCAGCAAAUUAAAUUAGCUACAUUUUUAAUUAAUUAACUAAUUGAUUGAAUUUUUAACAUGAUAAGAUAUCACAUCAAUAUCAGCCGGCUGAGCUGAGAGUGAAAGAGGAAGGGAGAAUCGUGAGAUUAUUUUUAAGGUGACCAGUGUUUACAGACAUGUAGGGUUAUCUAGUUAUCCACUUUUUUAUUUUAUUUUCUAUUUGUUUAUUUUUAUUUUUUAGAAAAGAUAAAUGUUUUCAUUGUCUAAAAGCCCAAACACUCAUUUCCUUUUAAAUCCUCCUACCCCUCCUGUCACUCACUAAUUUUCAGUGUUGUGCUCACACUCCUGUUUACCACUGCGCUGACACAAAAGUUGAGUUCAGCUAGUUCCUCUUAUUCUUUUAAAAUAAAUGACUCCUUUUUCUUAAUUUUGUUGAGUAAACUUGACAGUGUGUCAGUGCUCAGCUCCCAGUGGUUUUUCCCCAUAUAAGACUUUUUGCCUGAGGUGGCACAACUCAAGCACAGACAUAUGUGUGUGUGCACACUGCACUCUGGUUAUUAGCAUUUAUCCUCUCUGUCUUCAUUAUUAAAACACUAUCAUCAUUGAUGUAAAAGUAUAAUACUUUGUGAUUGUUGUAAUGUACAAAACAAACUACGUUAUAUGGUAUAGUAUAUUCAGUACGUAAAUGUGCAUUUGCAAGUAAAAUGCUACACUAUGUAUAUAUUUUUUAAGGCUUAGCAAUGAGCAUGAUUUUUUUAGGUGAGGGAAAAAUUCAAAAUAGUGAUCUCACUAUCAAAGCAUGGAGAUAAUGGCGCCUCCUUAGGGAAUGUUUACAAUGAAAGCACAAGCCAAAUGAAAUAAAAAUCAGCAUUUCAGAAUAAUUCUCAUCCAUGUGUACCCCUGGUUGACUUUUAAAAAAUGAAUAGAUAAAUAUAACAAUGAGCCAGUUAUUCAAAGAGCAAUAAAUCCCACUCUAUUCCAGACCCAUUCACCAACUUACACUGGUGUGGUGAUGCCAAGCUGAAUUCCCUGCUUUAAUCUGGUCCAAAGUAGCUAGCUGGGUUUACAUGGAGCCUAAUAUUCUGAUUAGAAUUGGGUUAGAAGCUCAAACUGAGUAAAAAUGCCCCAUAUGAACACCCCAAUUUAAAAUGAACAGGCUGAAGCCAAAUGGAAUUUCAGUCGGCUUCACAGAGAUAGAAUAUUUCUUUCCCAAACUGAUUGAAAGUAAAGUUUUGUCAUGUAGGUGGUGAAACGGAAAGUUGUCAGUCUGUGUUCUGUCUGUGCAUGCUCCGUCUUGACGUAAAUGCGCAGUGACGUUUACUCACUUGAAAAUGUGGUGGCUUCCAAACAGAGCACAUAGAACAGGUAGAAUAGGUCACACAGAAUAGGUCUGCGGCAAAGAGAUUGUUUUUCAUACCAACUCUCAAGGAACUAAUCAUUAUAGCAACCAUAGACAGCAGGAAAUGAAAUAUUGAACUAUUAAAAAAAAAAAACUCCUCUGUACGCAUUCUCCUCUUCAGUACCAGAAUGAAAAAAAGUCUGUGUGUAAACCUGACUAUUGUGUGUGUGUGUGUGUGUGUGUGUGUGUGUGUGUGUGUGUGUGUGUGUGUGUGUGUGUGUGUGUGUGUGUGUGUGUGUGUGUACUCACUUAGUAACUAAAUUGGCAAUCUUGAAUCUUUACAUGUUGUCAAGAAUAAUAAAUGUGCAGCUUCUUUUUCAAGCUUCCCAUCUAACCAUGUCAGCAGUGAAGGACUUCCCUUUCUUUUGGCUGCUCGUUGUUUCAAGUCCCACUAUCGCCUUAACUGAAUUGGAGUUGUGAGUUUUUCAGUACAUGCAUAUAUAUAUAUCUGUUGAUAGAGAUUAAUUAAAGGCUAGAGAGAUUUUGAAUUACAUUUGAUCCCCAUUGAUCUCAACAGUGACUGCUUUCCUGGCCAAGGUCUGCUGAAAUGCUUAUGGAAGAUUGUCCUCUUAAGUGAAAGCAGAGCUUGGAUCACAUCAGAUAUCAAAAAUAUUUUCAUGGCCUUCAGAUUCUGAAACCUUACAAAGAAUCUGUUCACCACUCUGGUAACCUUUACCUUUUGAAAGAGCUUAUCUAGACUCAACAUGCUCUAAAUGUAGCUUGACGUUAAGUGCACAUAUUUGAAAGCGAUAUUGAUCUUUUAGUCAGUCCUUGGCAAGACAGCAUAUUUCCUCAAUUUCUUUAAUGCUAUCAGCUUUUUAAAGAGGAGUAAUAUAAGCAGAGGCACACCUCUGCCCACAGUGUCCCCUUGAUGCUGUUUUCCCUCAAGCUUAUGAAAAAGACUGAGGGACCCAGGUGUGCGUCCACCCCAACCAAUUAAUGACAUUAAUGACGGCUGAAGUGGGAUCGACAAACCGGUCUGCACAUCCCUGCAUCGAGUGGAUAUGUACCAAAUGUUAAAUACACACUCAGCCAAUAACAAUCAUGUCAUUCACCAGAUGAAUAGAGAAUUUGCACACGCACACACACAACAACAACACAGGCACGCAAAGAACACACAAAAGCAAGGCAUCAACCUCUUCUAAGGCUGAAACAAUCAAUCAGAAACGCUUUCAUGCUUCAUGAUAUCUGCUUUGCUGUUUGUCAUUUUGCUAAUAUAAUGGUACCAUGGUCAUUUAGCUUGUGUUUUCAUCUGAAGCCAUUUGCAAUCAAUGCACAUUGACUAUUUAUGGGAGCCUUGCGGGAAUCAGACCCAAUGAGUGCCCCCACACUGGCUAUUACUCCUACCAGCAAAACCACAGAACAACACUCAUCCAUCUAACCACAUAUUAGUUUAAUGCUGGGACUUUUUUUUUCAUUACAUCACAGCGUGAGUGGCUGGAAAUGUCUAUUGAAGUUACAGUGGGUCUUUGAUAGAGACUCUGAAACCUUCUGCAUGGAGGUUCUUGCUCUUUGCCUGCUCGGAUCAAUAACUAGAUAGCCGUUGUGUAUUCAUUGUCAUACCCAGAGACUGAUAGACUGGUAACUAGUUUGUAAAAAGGGAGCUGCUGUGUACUGAGAUUCACAAGGGAAAGGAUCCAAUUCAGCGGAUGCACAUGUGCUGCACGUGCAUGACUGUGUUGGCGUAUAUUGUGAAGAAUUCAUUGAUAAAAGAUCUCCUGUCACCGCUCACAAGUUUGAUGUCACAUUCACACACGGAGUCAGUCAUCCUCCCACACCCGCUGUGGCUGCCGCACGUGACAGGCACUCUAAUGCCGACAAAGACGAAGAGAAGAGACGGGGAGCUACAGUAAUGUUGAGAGAGAGAGGGGGAGAGAUCAAAUAGUCUUCUGCUAAUCUCUUUGAGAAAAAUUCCUUUUGAUUAAAUCAAGUUAGGGUGUGUGCUGUGAAAGGUAUCAGUGGGAAUCACAGCAGGGCGGGGGAGGUAAAGAUGGUAUAAAACCCCAAAUCACUUUUCAUAAUAACUUGGGCGAGGAUUGAGAUCAUUCAUGAGCAGCAGGCAGCUUUAAAGGAUAAACUUGAUUUAUCACAACUUGAAUAUUGUUUCUGUCAUUUGUCUCGGCUAGAAUAACACUGUACUCACUACACUACCUAAGUAUGGGACCAUCAGAACAUCGUGGUCAGAUUAUCUACUGGAUAUAAUAAUUUCUUAAAAUUUUGAAGAUGUACAGAAUGUAAGAGACCCCACACGACCAAAGAUAAGGAUGGAUUUAACAGAUUUGUUUUCAUAAUGUGCUGAGUGAAGUAAUAUGACCAGCAAACUACACCACAACGAGCAGCUUCUCUUCACAAACAACAUAGUCACCCUAUUCUCAAAACCAGAAAUCCAGAAAAAUCUCUUGCAGCUAAAAGUGACUAUUAGGUCAAAAGUCAUGGCUGAAGAUGGUUACAUCGUGUUUAUAUUACAAUAGUGAUUUCUGUACAAUCAUCCUUCUCAUUAGUCUGAAAUUUACACGUCAUGUCGUAUAAACCCUUGUUUCCACAAAUCUUCUAACUUUACACUUUUACACAUUUGUUAUUGUCACCAUAACUGCUUUAUCCAUUCAUUGGCUUGCCUCUUGUUGAUCAUUAUUUCGUUCCACGUGACCAUCCUCAGCUGUUGUCGAGAUUAUCACAGGAUAUCUGAUUGUUACUAUUAAACAUUUUCGACAUGAUUGAUUUCAAAUAAGUGCAACCACACUUCUUCUGAAUAGACUGUGGGCGUAAAAUCACUCUUAAUGAACCUCACCCCCCAGGAAAAUCUGACAAGAUAAAUUUUAAAAACAACUAAAUAUUAGGACUCGAUCGACUUCAUAUUGGCAUGAAACACCUAGCUGUGAACAGUCUCUUAUUUUUUUUCCCCUGUGGUCAUUGCAUAGCGACAUUUGCUUUUGGCCUCACAGUCCAACGUUUACCCUCUUGCUUUGUUUUGGCUCUCACUAACUCCGCCGUCUCUUGAGGAACAAAUUGCUACCAAAUGUUUACAAGUCAGUCCUUAAUGGUGUUGCUGUCUGCUGUUCAGUGCUUAACAGGAAGUGCAUUUUUGUUUUCUCUUACAAAACUAAUGCCUGCUGCAAAAAACACUGGGGAUUCAGUGAGACUGUCCAAAAUAAUUGCUGUCCAAAAACUGAAAAAUGUAAUGAAAAGCUCAGUUUAGCUAAGAGGAAAUAAAAAUGAGAAAAUCUCUACAUAUUCUUCACUUUAAAUUUUCUCUUCUAUCUUCAAAUAUACAUUUUUGCCAACACUGUAAUGUCUGUACUAAGCAAGAAUCUGUAGAUUAAACUCUGCUGAUAGAGGGUAAGGAUUGCAGGGUAACUCAUAGAACAAUACUAGGAUUUAUAUUGGAUUUUUGCUGGUAUUUGAUAUGCCGAUACUUUCACAUCCAUUUUGGCUGAAACUGAUAUUAAUACUGUAGGGCUGGGUGAUAUGGGGAAAAUGUUAUCACAAUAUAUUUUUUUCAUAUCAGUCAAUAUCGAUAUAGCAUGUCUUUUGCAGUACAAUAAGCCGCUGCACCUGUGAGGUCUCCGUGUCUCUUCAACGUUUUGUCGUAAGGCGUUGCGCUAAAGAAAGCGGACUGAGUGGUCAGCUGUUUUGGCUGCACAGGCGCCACAGGCUUCUCAAAAAAAUUUGAGGUAUUCCCCGACUUUAAGAGAACAUGAACUCGACAUAAUUUGAAGUGCACAUUACUCUGCUUCAUGUCCGACCUCAAAAAACCAAAAUACCUCCACACCAACGACGUUUUUGUGCCAGUGUUGUCGACGAUGUCAUCAUCUGUUGAGCCUUCAUUUGCAUUUCUGCCGGGGGUAGCACUCAUUUUCUUUUUUUCUCACUAACAGUGCUGUCGGCUUCAAGUGUUAAAGUGCUAUGGUUGCGUGUAGCUGCAGCCUGCUACUACGCAGUUGUUUGCUACUUGGUUCUAAUUCAGCACAUGAUUGGUUCAGUGCGAAGCGGACCAAGAGCAACUCCCCUUUUCAUUGGCUAUUUGUAUAGUCUACCAAAACAUGUCAGAAUGCCGACUAUCGAAAAGCAUAUUGACCAUGUUUUAUAUUGAUAUUAAGAGAAAUUGAUUUUCGAUAUAUAUAUUGUUAUUGUUUUAUCCCCCAGCCCUACAAAACAAUAUAUAAAAAAUGUUUGUUUGUUUUUUUUAUUGUAAAGAGCACCAAGUCAAAAUUCAAAGUCUUUUACUCUUUAAAUUUAAAUCCAAAUUUGUUUCUUUAGUUUUGAUUUUGUAUUUUUUUCAAAAGCAAACAAUAAAUUAGAGGACAAAAUCACAUGAAUUAUAAAUAUAUUUUUAAAAUGCAGACAUUCAGUAAUGCUCCUGCUGUCUGUUUUUAACACUUGAAAAUAUUGCUGUAUAUGAAAACAUAUUGGCAAAAAUUGACAUAUACAUUAUGCCAAUAUGUAAUUAACUUAACUUAAAAUUAUGCAUCCAUGAGAUAAACCCAAUGCCCAUGAUAUCACAACAAAAUUAAAACAGUUCAGCACCUUUGUGUGGAUUGAUUUAAGUAGCCAUAAAAUGAAUUAUCAAUAACUGACGAAGUGAGGAAUGCAAAAUGCUUCUUAAAGAUAAGAUAGUCUCAUCAGGCUCAGUCUCAUCAGAACCUCAAUGGGGAGUCAUGAAAUAGUGAUGCAGUGAGUCAAAUAAGAAAUUUGUUCAGAGAGAUGUAUCAUCUUGCAUCGAUGUUUGGCACCAGCAAUAUGAUAUCUAUGAGUCGGGAUGAUGAUAUCAUUAUUUUGUCCCACCCCUACUUGCUCAGCAUUUGCAGAGGGGGUGUUGUGCUCAUUUUUAGGCUUUAUAUUGUUCCAGCUUUCAUUCAUUAACAUCUCAAACACUGUCAUUCUUAGGCUGGUGUCUUUGAAAAUCCUCAUUUCAAGUUCUGUCUGAAAUGCUCAAUUUUUAUCUGCUGGCUCUCUAAGCCCACUUUCCUCCAACUGGCCAGCUCUCUGGAAGCCUCCUCUCUGCUCUGAAGUUGUCUUCCAGUUUCUAUAUUUGAAACGACAAAUUAUGAAAUACGGCCAUAUGUCCCGGACCCUGAAUCUGAGCUACAAAGUUUGGAAAGAGAACAACAAGAAAGUCCCCUGCAACAAAGACCAGAGCAGGACAUCUCUGUUUGGGAAGUGUUGCAUUUGUUACGCUCGGUGAUGGCGACUCACGUGGUGACGUCACGUGGAGAAAAUCCCGUGUCCCUCUCACAUAAUUCUUGUGACUUUUUGAACAAGCUGUUCAGAGCAGCUGUCAGUCUAACCCUCAAAAUCUGAAGAUCUGUCCACAUUCAGUAUUGACGUCCAAGGCUUUAACUUAGUCUUUAGUUUUGAAACAUGAAACAAGCAUAAUUUCACCUCUCUAAUUUGAGGAUAUGCAGAAAAUGGUUCCAAGAGACUUAAUGAUUUGGUGUUUCCGGACCAAACAGUUCUGGGGACGUGUAGAAGCAGAACUAUCCAUUUGGGAGUUUCCCAAGAACUAAACACCAUAGAGACUUUUUUUCUGUCUGUAUUCACACCACUAUGGUGACAGCUGAUAUGAACCAUAAAGUGGUGGAAGCUAGCUAAUGUUUUGUAGUGUAUAGUCGCUGUAGAGAGCUGGCGGGAAAUAUUUUCAAAGAUUGUGAUUAUUUCCCUGAGAGGUUGGACUUACUGUGAGAACUCAGGAAGUUCAACUACCUCAGGAGCUGCUGAUCCAUCUCUACACCGCCAUCAUUCAGUCUGUUCUCUGCGCAUCCAUCACUGUUUGGUUUGGGUUUGGGAACACACUUAAAUGCACAAUCAGGACUGCAGAAAAAACCUGCCCUCCAUACAGGACUUAUACCGGUUCAGGGUCAGGAAAAAGGCAGGUAACAUCGCUGCAGACCCCUCACACCUGGGACACAAACGGUUCAAACCCCCUCCCCUCAGCCGACACAAAGACAGUUUCUUCCAACGAGGUGUUAGUCUGAUGAACUCCUAACAUUCAAAGAGCGACAGAAAGACCACUGUGACUUUUAUAGCUGUUUAAACAGUUUAUCUAUAACCAGUCCUCUAAUCUGACACAUACCUCCACACGCUAUUACCUAAAGGGGCCAUGGCAUGAAAAACUGACUUUGUUAACGGGAGGGGGGUGCAUAUCAGGGAUAGAAAACCGCUACAAUCCCCCCAAGUUCGAAAAAAUUCCAUCCAGUGUUUUUUUAGUUAUCUCUGUAUUCAGGAACUGUGUGCUCAGAGCCGUUCUGAAAACUCCACUGACAUGACGUCAUGUCAGUGCUGGCGGGUUGAUGGUUCUGCCCACGGAGCCGCCCACUGCCCGCCCUAAAGAUUAUCUAAACACCGCCAUUUUUCCCGGCCGCUCGCUCCCAUAGCUCCGGUUAGAACCAUGGCGGAAGUACGAUCUGAAAAAGAGGAAGCGUUUGCUCUGUUGUUGGCUGCACAAACGAGCACAAAACUCUUUUGGAAACUCCCUCGUAGGAAGAUUUGAGGACUCAGUGGGUGGAUUUUAUUUAUAAUGGGAAUGUACCGGCGGCACUUCCAACAUAUCUGUAUGUAUGUCCGCACCAUUUCACUUCGGACUGUUUUAUCAACGAGGGACAGUUCAACGCUGGAUUUGCUAGAUGUCUGAAGAUAAAGAAUGGAUCCGUACCAACUAUCCGUGAUCCUACUACAAACGUGGCAUCUGUAAGUGUGAACGUUUUAUUUUGACUUACUGUUUAGCCUAAAUUCCCCCCGGUGCCUCAACACGGCCACCACGCUUUGAUAAACACACCGGAUCCGCGCCGGUUUACCGGAUCCUCCCGUAUUUUAGUCGCUCGCUUCUUCCCCGACAACUCCGGCGGCGGGGGACAAAUCCCCUUCCGGAGCAGCAUGUAGCUUUAGCAUUUACCCGUGCGGCGACGCGCCUCUUUUGGCUGAAAUACGGGACGUCCCGGCUAAGCGUGACCCUCCUGGCGGCUUUGAAUAAUACAUAGGAUGUGUCGACUAGGUCGCUUCAAGUCGCGUUUGGUCUGAACGCGGCUAAGCGUUUCUUCCGGAGCCUCUCCCUCUGGGUCAGACUCUGGCUCAAACUGGAAGGAUGUACGAGCGAUCUUCUUGCAGCCAUGACCGAGCCAGUGUAAACAUUAGCACAUGGCUAUCGGAGCACAACCACAGCCCCUUCCAGAGAGAUGGGUGUAAAGUGGACGUAGCUUAGGUGCAGCUCAUUCAUUACAGAGACAUGGUCCAAAACGGAGGAUUUUGAGCGGAGCUGUUUUUAGCUGAUAAAAAGAGCACUAAAAUAAUUGAUCCAAAUCGAAUUUUGACCGAAGGACGUCACAGACAUGCUUCUAACACACCAGGGGACUAUUUUAAGUUGUGUGAAAUUGGCAUGCCAUGGGACCUUUAAUAUUACUUACUUAACCUGACGCUUUCUGAAACUUUUUUACCUUUUCAUCUGGCCUUCACCCAUACUCAACAAGACAAAAUGCCCAUCUUCAGUUACCUUUCUUGUCAUCAGUCAAAUAUCACUUUUAGAGGACCAAAACUAUGGAAUAAUCUGGAUGUAUCUCUAAAAUCAAUAUUAUCAUUUAAAAUAUAAUUGAAAUCUCAUCUAAUCAUGUCUUAAACACGUCAGUAUCUGUUAUGUUCAUGUUUUCUUUUCUUUUUAUGUAUACUUAUAAUUUCUUUAUCUCUGGUUGGGCUGGGUGAUGAUUAGUCUUUGUUCUAUUUAUGACAAUUUGUAUAUGUUUUGACCUUUCCCUACUCAUCGUAUAUUUAUAACCUGUCUAUGUCCUAAUUACUUUGUUGUUUGCACCCUAUGCCUUUUACUUCGCUGAUGGGAGUGGAACUCUGUAUAAGUCUGUCAGCUUCGUUCCCUCCUUGCAUUGUUUUUAAUCUGUGCUAAAUAAAUAAAAUAAAAUAAAUAUUUAUUUUUAAUGCCAAUACUGUAAAACAAUUGUAUAUUUACUUCAUGUACUAUAAUGACAUGUAUUUUUUCUCUCAACCACUCUCCACUUUCACAACACUCCACGUCAUUGCACUAUUGCACGACUGUAACUUAUAUAUAAGUUUAAUGUCUCAUUUAAGCUCAUAGAUACUUGUAAUCCUUAUAGUAGUUUUUGUAAUAUUUCGUUUAAUGUACAUAUGGAGGCAAAGUAAUCUUAUUCUAAGUAAAUCUGAUUCUGAUUCAUGUGUAUUUAGGGAGAGAUUUCUAGCCCUUCAUUAAAAUCCCUCCUCCAGAUAUCAUUUUUGAUGCUUUACACAACUUUUGCUAAGUAGAAAGCUACCUGCUACUGACGCUUGUUAGCACUGACAUGCCAACAGCAAUAAACAAGAAGCGGCGUAGGCAGUGUUGCGUGACUUGUUCUUUCCCAGUCCUUUCCCAGCAACAGUAAACAGCGAGCUUGUCUCCAUCAGAAUUCAAUCAAGUUUGAACUUUAAGCUUCCCAAUUAACUCUUUACAUCCUCUUUUUUAAUCAUUGGAUAAACAGAAGCCUAUAAAACAAAGAUUUGUUCUGGUCGAUGGGGACAAAUCUUGUUCUGUUUCUUGUGCAGCAGUGCGUGAACAAGACGUAAAAGUGCUUUCAUCUACAGCAUACGGGCUACACCUGAAACCAUACAUGUUGUAUUACAUGCAUGUUAGGUUUAUUAGUCAGUACCUGCCUGCUGGCGCCUGGCCUGUUUGCUCAUAUGCAUGAGUUGCAUCAGAUGUGGCAGUUUGUUUGUGUCUUCCUCUGUCGCGUGGUCCAUACACACAAACAGAAGAAUAGUGCUUUGCAAAAUGAAGGACAUUGUUCAAUGAAGAUCUUUUUCUCUGAUUGCAACACAUCCUUCCCAGGGCAACAAAAGAGGAUAUUAUGCACACAUAGACACACAAACACAGCAUAUAUGCAUUUGCACAGAAUUUUGAGGAGGCAGAGUCGUGCACAGAUCUGAGUGAUGUUAUCUGAUUUAGCAGACAUAAAUCCACCUUCUCUGCCUUUCUCUUCGACUGAUAUCCAUUUUUCUCUCCUGUCUCGUGUCUUUUAUCUCAAAGUACGUUUUGUUAACACCAUCAGCGUGCUUCUCUUUUUCUUUCUUUUUUUUCUUCCUCUCUCUCCUUGCUUAUCGGAUUAGAUCUGUCUCCCUCCUCUCCUCUGGGCUUCAAUUCAAUUUUGUUUUUGAGUUUCACAUCCUUUUUCUUCUUCUUCACUCCUUUCUCUGCUUAUAACUCAGCAUUCAACUUCUCACCUCUUUACCCUUCCCCUGUUGUACUUUAACAUUCGCCAGCAUGACUCGACCUCUACAAAACCCUCACGCCCUCAUUUUGCCUUUUGAUCUCACCCCUGGUCCUCUUCCUCUUCUCUCUGCAUCUUCACUGUCUCUUCUGAUCUGUCAUAGGAUCCCCAAAACCUAUUGUGCUCAGCAUGAACUGAAGAAAAGCGAUCAAUCUAGACUUUUCUAAAAUUCAUCAGAGAUUAAAAUAAAAUUGGAUGAAAAUUGAAUGAAUUGAAUGAAAAUUUGCCUUUUUAUUAAUUAUUGAUUAUAAUUAGUUUUUAUGUGGAGGAGAAAUAAUUGAAGGUUGGUGUAUCCAUUAUGAUCAAGUAUCAGAAAAGUUAUUUUUAUUGCUAUAGUUUGGGUGACAAUGGUGGGGGAAAGUAAUAUUUUACAUAAGAACCAGUGCUUUGUUGCUGUGUAGAGGCACCAUAGACUGUAUAUACUGUGGACAACUUGGUUCCGCCUUCAGCUAGUAUACGGAUUUAAAGCUGAAAAGUGCUCUGUUACUCCACAUUUUUUCUCCAUUUCCUGAAACCAACAUUGCGCAGUAGAUUUGUACGCACUUCACCACUUGUGCAGUAGCAUUGUACGCAUUUGGCGGGAGAGUCGCUGUGAUGACGCUCGGCUCAAACAGUGUAUCUCCCGGGCAAGCUACACAAUCUUGUGUAGUGUCAAUCAUGGAAAACAUGAACCCCCUGAUAACUUGGAGCGUCACAGAAAAAAGAGGACUUGAGCACAAACCAGUCUGACAGUAACUACAUGUCAACAUCACAACCAGGGGGGAGAAAAAUGUAUAUUCUAUGUAAUAAAUUUCUAAAGUUUGUCCACAGCACUAUGAGCUUUGCUGGAGGAGGCGGGAUUUAUGACCUAUACUGCAGCCUGUCACCAGAGGGUGCUGUUCUCGGGGUGGUUUCACCCAGCAAUGAGGCAGACGGCGUCUAUUCUAGUCUAGUCUAUGAGAGGCACGCUGAUGCAGCUCAGUUAUUUCUGCUUAUUUUCAAUAAAAACUCGACUUAAAAAAUGACAAUUCUUUCGCUGUAACAAACAUUUUCGUAUUACCAAACAUUGCCAAUCCCAUUACACAGGGGCAUUUUCUCUUAAAACCUUCAAAUGUUAGAUUUUCACCGUCUUUAUUCCAAUAGUUUUCUACCAUAGCUAUCUUGUCAACCUGUCAAGUCUGUUAGGUUCUCCUCAAUGUUCUUCGACAGGUAUUUGAUCAACUAAUCUAAAACUUCUUCCUUAAACUUGUACAAAAUUCAGCCAGAGUCCCAACUGGAGCCGAACAUAUUGUUCCUCCAAUACAGUCAGAUUUUCAUCAUUCAAUCACCGGGUUUAAAGACUUUUAAGUUUAAUCAAGUUUUUGCAUAACAGAUUCACAUUCAAACACUGACUGCAUUAAUCCUACAUAAAUAUAAACCUUUGAUUUAGAAGUUUUACUAUCGCAUUAUAGAUACAUUAUCAGUGUGUCUUUGUUUAUUCUAUCAUAGUUACUGUUUUCUGGCAGUUUAACAGAAACCAAAAAAAAAGAGAUACACUCCUCCUGUCUAUUUUCUUUGGCUGACCAACUGCUGCCAGAAACCAGGCGCUACUUGAUAUUUUUUUUCCCAGAAAUGUCAUCCCAACACCCACGUCAUGAUAUCAAAGAAUAAUUAAAACACGGGGGCUUUCAUCAGUUGACUGAAAUGUAUUUAACUGAAACUCUUUAAACUCUGAAGUUGAAUGGGACCAGUUUUUCUUUUGGCUUUUCCCUCUUUGACAGCUGCAAUACUCAGCAUUUCCUUGUCCUGAUUAUGGUUCACACUGAGGCAAAAAAGGAAAAAAAAAGCUGUUCUCAAGUACCUUUUCAGGUGGUUCCUGGUGGGUCAUAUCUGUUUUUUCCACCUCUGCUGUGCAAUUUGCAUUAAAGUACAUGAUUGGACUGCAAGUGGUCUUCGGACCCUGCUGGUUCCUGCUCAGUGAAAAAUAUAUGACGUUUUAUUCUAGGUCAGUCAGGGAUACUUUCAGCUUUAAACAGAAAAGUUAGUGUCCACAGAUUCACAUUCUGUAGUGUGGUGUUUUAUUAAGUAUCUUAACACUCUUUCCUGAGUGUUUUUCCCCCAUAAAAAUCAGUGUAUUAUUCUUCUAUUUAAUGCUUUUUUUGUCACCUAAAGAGUGAGCUUUCCUCUCUAUGCUGGUGCUAGGGCUGGGUGAUAAAAUGAUAAAAAUUAAUUUCCCUUACUAUCAAUCUAAAACAUGGUCAAUAUGCUUUUCGAUAGUCAGCAUUCUUAGUAGAUUAAAUGAAUAGCCAAUGAACAGGGGAGUUGCUCUGGGUCCACUUCACAAUGAACCAAUCAUGAAUUAGAACCAAGUAGCAAAGAACUGUGUAGUAGCAGGCUGUAACUACACACAACCAUAGCACUUUAACACGUGAAGCCAACAGCACUGUCGAUGAGAAAAAAGGAAAAUGAGUGAUGAAGAUGAAGGUUCAACAGAUGAUGACAUCGUCGUCAACAGUGGCAAGAAAAUGUCGGUGGUGUGGAGGUAUUUUGUUUUUUUGAGGUCAGACAUGAAGCAGAGUAAAUUAUGUUGAGUUCAUGUUCUUGCAAAGUCGGGAAAUACCUCAAAUCUUCUUCACCACCUAAAGCAGUGCCAUGCGGCAGAGCACACACAGUGCAGAAGGUUACAAACCCCGAGCGGGGCAAGGAGCCCAUGGCGCCUGUACAGCUGAAACAGCUGACCAUACAGUCCGCUUUCUCUAGCGCAACGUCCAUUGACAAAACAUCGAAGAGACACGAAGACCUCACAGAUGCAGUAGCUUAUUGUACUGCAAAAAAAAUGCUACCAUUAAGCACUGUUUAAUUUCAUUUUUUAUAUCAUGAUAUAUAUUGAUAUUGACUGAUAUGAAUAAAAUAUAUCGUGAUAAACUUUUUACCAUAUUGCCCAGUCCUAGCUGAUGCUAUCAGUAUACUAGUAUAAAGUACAGAGAGGCUGUAUUGUGUCACAGUAUAACAACCCAGAAGAUGGCGCCUAAAGAAGCAGGCUGCUGUUUUGGCCUAUAGCAGUAUCCCUUUGUUACUUUUCUGAUACACUGUUCAGCACCACUACCUGCUCCUCUAAACAUUUUCACUUAAUGGUAACCUAGUCGAAGCAGCCGCCCUAUAGAAAUCCAUGUGCAAAGAAAGCAGUGGGUCAUAACACUGUGGCUACAUUCAUUGUUUGUGCAGUUUGUUUUUGUAUGUUCUUCUCAUAACAACCGUAAAAUAUUUUGGAUGCUCAUUUUUUUCCACCUCUGUCCUUGUCUCUGAUUUUUUUUCUUUUUUUCACAACAUUUUGAUAACCAGUUAUAAAACACUAAGGAGACGAGCCAUUGUCAUUACAAUCAAGAGGGGACACACUUUAAAGCGGUUACCAUGGUUACUUCCAAUUUACCACCGUGCUGCUGGACUGUGACGGAUCAUUUAGUCAGUUAUUGUACCUACUGUAGGAAUCUUUGUGUCAGACAAGCUGGUGUGAUUGAACUGAACAUUCAAUAAGAGUGAAAUAGACUGAAAACCAGAGAAAUCACGCAUUGAGUGUUUUGGCACCCGAUCUCUGACACAACAUCGAUCAAUAUUGUGCUUUUUUCUUUGCUGUCAGACUUUCAUUACUGUCCUUUUGAUCCUUCUUCUAUUCUCUUUUAUUUCUUAAUUUCAGUCCGAGAUUGCUCGAUGAGUCACCUACAAUUAUCAUUCCUUGUGACGGUCUUUUGAACAGUCCUAUAAAAAAAAAAAAACUCUCAUUGUUGAAAAGUAAAGCAGAGAUUAUUUUUCACCACAUGAACACAGGAGGCGUUUAGAGAUUGCUGUGAUUGACUGUUCAAUCUGUACACCAUUAGUUUGAAUUAACAUUGAUUGGUCAGGAAUGAUGGAAACCGAGGGUUGAAUUAUCAAUGGUUUUGCCAAUGAUGGAUCAAGAAAAACACUCGCUCCGAAGAGAGCUAUCAUGAUGAACCGCAGUUUUAGUGGUUAAUCAAAGGAUAAAUGAUUCAUCGAUUCAAAAACCAGGCUGAAUGUGUGCUCAAAAAUCCCAGUAUAUCUCGAAGUACAGGCGGACAGCACCAACUUUGUGUGUGUUUCAUGUAGUGUUCGGGGACGUCCAUGACUCACUAAUCUGCCAUCAUCACACAUGUAUGCAAACUUUUCAUUUCCAAGCAACAAGAAACAGAGCAGUCAAAAAAGAAAGCUUUCUUUUUAUCAAGUAAAGAAAUGCAGACUCGAAAGCCACAAAAAUUGAAUUGUUUGAAAUUAAUCAAAUAGAAACUCGGAGAGAGCGUGCGAGAAAGAGAUAUUUCUCCAGUCCAUUAGUGCACUUUAAGCAUUAGUGAACUGUGUUAUUCAGUUACUUUGGGAGGAUUUUUGCAGCAGUCCAUUGAUCAGGAAGACACCAGCUUGGCACUCACAGGCAGGCACACAAUAUUAGCAAAAUAGAGCAAGUAGAAAGGGUUUUCUUCUUUAAGAUCUGCGUGGAUAACACUUGGACAGUCCUUUCAUGAUGUGUUUUGUUCUGCAGAUUCUGCAUAAUGUACAUCCGCCCAGAGAAAACACAGUGAGGAAAACCACAGCUUCCUCCCAAGACAUGAAAGGAGCCUUUCACUCACUGUUUCCUGGAAAUGUUAAUUAAUUAUAUGCGUUUUGUUCCAUGCCAGCCUCUGGCAUUUUUAAGUAGCCUAGUUUGUUUUUUCCUAUUUGUUUUGAAUGAGGGAGAUCCCCGGUCUCUAGAUACCAACGGUGGAAUCCUCUCUUUACUCUGAGUUGCUGUUUUUAGACUUUUCUAGCAGAAAACUAGGCAACAUCACACACACGCACACACACACACCAGAAAAACCCGUGAACCUUCCCUCAUCUCACACACUUCCCAACACAUCUAUUUGCAUCUUCUUACCUUCCUCCCCUGUCGACUGUAAAAAAAACGCCACAGGGGGUGUUCCCUUCAUUUAUGCAUAUUCUUGUAUAUCUAGGUGUGUGAGCCUGUGCUUGUGUGAGCGUUUGGCUCACCACACUCAUUUUCUGCCAGAAUUUCCAUGCUGUAUGACCCAGGCAUUUGUAUGUUCGGUCUUCGCUCUGUAACUGACUCCAUCUCUGUCCCAGACUGGGCUUCAGUCUUUCUCCCUCCUUUGGGAAACGCCGACUUGAGGCUGAUUUGGAUGUAUCUAUUUUGUAUUUAGAGGCUGGAUUUGACAGGGCCUGAUUGUGAGUGUGUGAAUGUACAAUCUCCCCCUGCAUGUCCCACUUGCUUACUCGCCUGCUCAAACAGAGUCUGGCCAGCCCUGUGUCUGGUUUCCGUGAUGAGAGACAUCUGCAAUCAGGGACUUAACAUGAUUACAGAGGUACGAUGGCCGCGGGGAUUGUGAGGGGUUGAAGAAUGGAUAGAGAGAUGGCUGGCUCAGGAGGAGAGAUGAGAGGUGACAAACUCUUGGAGCAGGUUGCAGAUGUAGCAGAUGGGGGGGUGCAAGGUGCAGAGUGUCCUCCCAGACCUCACACUUUCACCUGUGAGGUGACCUCACAUCUUUGGGGCUGUCAUUUUCACACAUUUAUCCUUUUCUGUUUUUUUCGGUCUCUCUUCUCUCCAGCUGUCCUGCUGUUUGUUUUUCCUCUUUCUCUCUCUCUCUCUCUCUCUCUCUCUCUCUCUCUUCUGCCCUCCUUCUGUCCUGUCCGCUCUCUGUCGCUGUUCCUUGUUCCUGCCCUCUGCCCUGCGAUGCCACAUUUAGUUAAAAUUAAGAGAAUAACAGAGGAGGAUUUAUUUUUCAUGCCCUUGUUCAUUUUUUCCCCUUCGGGCUCGUUUGCUGCGUCUAAGUUUGUUUAGCCUUGCUGUUCUCUGACCUCCCGUGUUCUGCCCUGAUAGAGAGUGGAUUUCUUCCUCUUCCUCUCCUUCUGGUCCAUGUAGGGGCAGUGGCACUCACUCACUCCCAUUGACAGAUUACUCUCCUAAUGGAAUUUAAUAAUUUAUCCCUUCCUCAUGGCGAUUUAGCCAGGAAAAGACCGGCAGCAGGAGCGCAGUAAAGGACAGGGCAAGGAGGAGAGGGAAGAAAAGUAGCAGAGGUAAACGAGGAAGAAGGGAGAGGCGCUUAACUGAAUAUGCUCAGUUUUGAUUUGGGAAGAUGUCAUUCAAAAAGAGGAGGAUAGAGAGUGAGGGAUGUGUGGAGGGAGGGAACAGAGGAUUAGAGAAACAGUGAGGAAAAAAAAUGAAUGAAGAUAAACACAGUUUGGUGCCCUGCUCUGUGGCUGAAUCGAACACACACAGAGGAACUAAUGUUGGUGCAUCCUGAGCACAAUGAAUCAACUGUAAGAGCUUAAAUCUGACUUCACCCUGAACCAUUAUUUCUGAGUGUUCACUUAUGAGAACAAACAAUUUCUCCCCAUAAUGUGACGCCGUUUUUGACCUGAAAAUACAAAAACUCACACCGAGCAUCCUCCGAGUGCACGCAGGCAACACGAGUGUCAGUCAUUUUCCUCUCUAUACCGCUGUCACACACUCCUCUCUCUCUCUCUUUUCUCCUCUCCUUUCUGUCUUCCUCCCAACUCUUCUUGUAUCUCUCUCUCUCUCUUUUUUGACUCUUUACCUCCUGCCUCUUCCUACUCUUCCCCUCACCUUCCUUCCCUCUUUCUUCCUCUCUCUCUCUCUCCUUCCCUCUCUCUCUCUCUCUCUCUCGCUGGGGAUCCUAAUUAAGCUCGGCUGCUCUUUGAUGUUGUCGCCUUGGCAACAGUCACCAUGACGAGGCUGGGUCUGCACACUCUUGCUGAAACUCGCUCAGGCAUACACAAAUACACAGGAGUACAGUACACACACACGCACACACACACACACACACACACACACACACACACACACACACAAACUUACUUGGUGAAAUCAUUAGAUAUUUUUACAGAAUGACUCAGGUGUGUGCGUAGACUACAUACGUGUGUGUCCACUUGUUGACCACAUACGUGUCCACAUGUUACAGUAGAAGAAAACGCGCAUCCUGCUGAGCUGGAUGUAGAUAAUGAUGGAGAGAAAUGUGUGUGUGUGUGUGUGUCCAUAGGUGGUGGAGGACGCUUCUGUCUGCCUCCAUCAUGACAGCCGCCUGCCAGUGUUUGUUCUCAUGCUUGACCUGUUGUGGAGUUUUUUUUUUUGUCACCCUAAAUAAAUGUUUGUGUGGGAUAAAAGCCCUCGAGAUGAAUCAUGUGGUUAAAGAGCGACGGUUAGCGCCAGCUGUUUCUGCAGGUGAAACUCUUCUGCAUCUACUGCAGGGGGAUUCCUCGUUUCUCUCUCUGUUUCAAGGCGCUGCUUUGGGAUUUGAGAUUUCAUAUUGAGACAUGCAAUCUCACUGCAAAAUCUCACCACGCGUUGAUAGAAAACACACUUUUGUUUUUAAAAGAUGAGAGAAUCUUUGUGCGAGGAAAAGACUCAGAAAUCUCGCAGCGGUAGAAAAUCCCCUCGCUCAGGAGUAUCAUUCUUCACCAGUUCAAAUUGACCCAAAAGAUUAAGAGUGUUUUUUUUGCAGUGUCCUCCUCUCCAUGACAUUUCUCUGUUCCUAUCUUUAUCUCUUCAUUUCCUCUGCACUUCAUCUAUCUCCUUCCAAACCCCUCCAACCCACCACCACCACCUGCACCCCCACUCACGCUUAACACCCUCAGUUCCUGUCAGCACAGUCUGGAGGAGGGUCCCUGUAAUGAAACCUGCUUUUACCACUUUCUUAUAACAACAGCUUCGGGGACAAUUUAAAGAGUAAAUACAGCAAUUAACGAUACAAAACAUCCACAUGGAGGGAGGGGAAACUGCAAUUUAAAUAGCAUUGUGUGGUUAAAUACAGUGAUCUUUUUAUGGGGAAAUAUUGCGCUUAUUAUAACCAGGGACCUGUUUUUCUCAGGAGGAGAAUCUUUGAAGUCGUUUCAGUUAAAAGUUUUACGUUACAUGAAAACGAGCCACACCACAGUGACUGUCUGAAUAGAUUGCUGAUUAGAUGGUUGGUGUUUUACAUCUCAGGAAAGAGACAUUCACGCUAAAUUGCUGCUGGUUCCUUUAAUCAUCCGUUGAGUCCGAUAUUGAGAUGUGCCAGCAGAGAUUCAUGAUGAGAAGUUUGCUCUUUGACGCUUUAAAACAAGUGUAACUCCUUUUCUAUUUCAACCUCCUCUCAUCUCCUUCCUGUCCCCGCAGCUGUUCGUCAUCGACAACGGAGCCGACGACUGGCGCAUCGCCAUGACCAUGGAGAGGGUUCUGCUCAUCGCUCUGGAGCUGCUGGUGUCUGCGGUGCAUCCUGUGCCGGGGGACUUUAAGUUCCAGUGGCGGGCGCGGCUUGCCUUCUCAUACGCGCCGUCGCAAGCCGAGGCUGACCUGGACAUGGUGCUAAGCGUGCCGAUGUUCCUGCGCCUCUACCUCAUUGCCAGAGUUAUGCUUCUACACAGCAAACUCUUCACCGACGCCUCCUCCAGGAGUAUAGGCGCCCUAAAUAAGGUCAGAGAGGGUUUGCGUAUGUGUAGUGUGCUUUCAGGAUUGUGGUGGUUAAAUCUUCAACCAGACAGAGAAGAGGGAGUUAUUAAGGUCAAGGGCUCUCUGCUCUGAAUUAAAUCUGUGUCUGCCCGGUCCCUUUCAUUCCUAACCUCUAUCCCUCGAACAAUCCUUCCUUCAGCUCCGUCCCUAUACUCACCCUGUUUCUUUUCAUCGACUAGUUCAAAUCCCCUUCCUCCUCUUUUGUUGGGAGACUUAGAUGUAAGCUUUUGGUGGAUCUCUCAUAAUACAAUACGAGAUGGGAGCGUGAAAUGAGAACAAGAUAUUGCGUACGGCUCAAAUGGGCCAUGAAAAGAGAGCACACAAGUGAGAUUGCAGCACGAGUGCAGGGAGAAAUGUCUACAAGCCGUGCAAUAAAUGAUCGGAGGCAGGUUCGAAAUGACUUCAAAUGAUAAAUAUUAGUGGAAAAGCAGAAAGUGAAGAUGUACUGUGAUGUAGGAUGUCGGCAAACUAUGAAGAGGAAGAGGACAGUGUGUGUUUGAAAUGAGUUAUAGAGAAGGUUGUGACUUUAUCAGCGAUAACACCACUCUGACCCUCAGGCUACAGUAACAGACAGAGAGGUGAAGUUACCAUUAUAGAGAAGCUCUAAUAUGACCACUCAUUUUUCAGCUGCUUAACCCUUCCGGGGUCCCACUCAUCCACCUGAUAGAAGUUGAGGACAAAUGAGCCCUGGACUCCAAAAUAGGCCAAUUACUCAAACACACUAUAAAGCUUGACCUGUGUCGGAGGGCGAGCCCCGAUCCUGACUCCAAUUACGGUGGAAAUUCACAGAGUGCUGUCGCUAUCGGAGCUAUCAGAAGCUUCUCUGAAGACUAAUUAGUGAAACCUCAAAUCUGUGUGGGAAACAUCCUGUUACAGGAUGAGGAUUCAGAGCUAAAGCUUGAAAUACUGUGAUAAAUGUGUCACUUAGCACUUCUGCUAUACUGUGUGUGAGUAUUUUACGUGUGUGUGUGUAUUGCAGGUACAUUUUAACACACGAUUUGUAAUGAAAACCCUCAUGACUAUCUGCCCCGGGACGGUGCUGCUGGUCUUCAGCAUCUCUCUGUGGAUCAUCGCUGCCUGGACCGUACGAGUGUGUGAGAGGUCAGCAACCGAGCUGGGCGGGGGUCUGAAAUGACAAACUAGCAUAUUACAUACUCAUACAACACAUACUGCAUACUGCCCAAUAAUCUGACAGAUCACCAAUAACGACAUAUUAAUGCACGUCCUUUCCGUGUCAUGUGACCUUAUCAAUCUUGUCGUAUCUCUGGUUUGAGGUAUGAUGGCAAAGCUCGUGUGCAGUUGUUUGUUAUGAAGCAUACAUACAUAGUCAUUCAAGUAUUUGUUUGUACGUACACUGCUGGUUGCUGACUUUCAGACGGUUCGAUUGCUCAAAUAGCUGAAAUGCAUUUUGACAUAGACUGUAUAUAAGAUGGACAGCCUGGUUCCGCCUUCCGCCUGUAUACAGAUUUGAAGCCAAAAAGCUCUCCGUAAUUCCGGGUUUUUCUCCACUUCCUUGAAACCAGAGCUGCGCAGUAGCGUUGUACGCAGACGUUUUGACCAAGAAUAAGUAAGUUCCACUUCUCCUAAUAUAAUGUGAAAUGUGUCAGCGGUCAUGUCACAUGUCGGUUAACACAGUUUACUACAGAACAACUCAUUUUUCCAAUGCAACAAAAGAGAAAAACGAUGGAAAAAUUAAAUCCUCUUCUCUGCUAGCAAACCUGAUUGGUCUUGACGAUGAACGGAAAAGAGCGACGCACAAGCGGCAAGUGCAAAGUGUAGAGAAUGACGCAAUUUCCUGUUUUUAUAACUCCUAAUAACUUUUUAAAAUGGAGCUGCAGAGAGAAAAAAAGACCUGAACACAAACCAGUCUAAUAAUCACUAUAUGUCAACAUCGCAGUCGGGGGUGAGAAAAGUGUAUUUUCUGCGUAAUUAAUUUCUAAAGGCCAUCCGCCGCUCCAUUCACUUUGCUGGCAGAAGUGGGGUUUACGACUUGUACUGCAGCCAGGCUCUAGGGGGUGCUGUUCUCGGAGUGGCUUCACCCGGCGAGGAGACAGACGGCGUCCAUCUUAUAUACAGUCUAUCCAUUUUGAUCAAACAUUUGGGCCAAUCUGACAUUCUUCCAGGCAUUUCUCACAUGUAGAAAUGUUGCAUAUCAUGUAUUCAGAACAUAUUACAUACUCAAAGUGAUGCCGUUCUUGGUAUGAAUUGUAUAAAAGUAUGUGGUUUCAGACAGCCUCGGUUCAUGGACCACAUUCAUGUGAUAACCUGUUAGUUAUAGUCCUAUGACAGCUCAUCGAUAACGACAAAUAGGCACCUGAGGAACUCAUGCACGAUUCUCAUAUCAUCAAUACAGGAAAGAGAAACGUCCCAAAUCUAAUGAGUAGAUCCUGCAAAAAGUAAUCAAGGAAAUAACAGGAAGUGUUUUUCAGUUUUAACAAGCUUGAUUAACCAAUCAGUACCAGGCUGCUGGGAAAUCAUUGUUUGGUCAACAUCCAAAUUAAGUCGGCGAUUCCUCUUCUCUCAAAACAGAUUAUCAGAUGAAAAAAUCUCAUUAAAUUUAGUUAAAUCUCUUCAAACAUGGUGCAAAUUUUAAAAUACUUGUCUUGGAAGGCAUUUUAAACUAUCGGUCUCCAUGCAGAUACAUCUAUUAUUAUGAACGUGGAACUUGGAAGCCAAACAUUUCCAAAAAUGUUAUGUAGUGGCUUUUGAAGAUUAAACUUUCUUCCAGAGGAGCACCAGGUUUGGUAACUAUGGCAACAGUGUUGUGCAUAGGGCUGGAAUGAUGGAGGCAGUUUUGUGUUUUGUUCUGUCAUGAGAAAUCAAAGCAUGUUUGACGCUCCCAUGUUUGCAGAAAGGAAACAGUGGGUCAGUUAUGCAGCUUUUAUACUGCCGUUGUUGUUCUCCAACCGUGUAUUGACUCUAUCCUCUGUUCACGCAUAUUCUUCAGGUAUCAUGAUGCUCAGGAUGUGACCAGUAAUUUCCUAGGGGCGAUGUGGCUUAUCUCCAUCACAUUCUUGUCCAUCGGCUAUGGAGACAUGGUCCCCCAUACCUAUUGUGGCAAAGGAGUUUGUCUACUCACAGGAAUCAUGGUCAGUAUAUUUAUCUCCCCUCUCCUCCCCCAUCUCUACCCCCAUCCUCCCUCUCUCUCGGUGCUGUCCUCACUUCAUCCAAAGGUCACCCGAUUAGAGAGCUUGCUGUCAUUUGCAGGAGAAAUUCAGCCAUUUGUGUGAUUUGGGCAAUCCUCCCUGAAUUAGCCUGCAUCUGUGCUUCUGUGUGUUUUGGGUGUGUAGGCGUGCAAACAUGAGCAUGCUACUUGUUUGUGUGUGUAUGUGUGUGUGUGUGUGUGUGUUAUUCCCUUGACUGUCCUCAUUGCAUAAUGAAGGUCCCACCUUUCAGUGUGCCAUGUCCUCCCACUCUCUGUUUCCCUCCCUUUCUCUCUCUGUAUUUCAUUUUCUUUAUGUAGCACUAACUGCCUCUCUAUCUCCCUCUAUCCAUCUCUCUCUCUCUCUCUCUCUCUUUCUCUCUGUCUGUCUCUCCAUCCCUGAGGCCAUGUGUUUGUUUCCCUUUAACGUCCAUCUGUUAGUAUCACUUUUUUACCCACCGACUGUUCCUCUUUUUGCUUCACUUCACAGGUGGUUUUUUACCUCUCUUUCCUUCUUUUGUGCUUGCACUCUUAUUGCUGUCUUUCUUUUUGUCAUAGUGACCUUUUUUUGUGCCUCAAAUCAAGAUGUCUUUUUGUUUUGAGCAUCAACUUUAACAUUCACCGCUCUGAAUAAUUGGGAGAAGUGAGUAACUUUUCAAAUGCGAGUAAAUUAGAUCUGUAAUUGCUCUGAAUGUCAAGUAAUCUCUAAAUGUUGUAAUAAGGAUGACUACUUUGUAAUAAGGUCAGGAAAAAUGACUGGAAGUAUUAUGAUAAAAUGCCCCUUGAGAAUUCUGCUCUUUAUUUGCCGCAUGUUUCUUGUCAAAGAAGAGGAGAGAAUGGUGAAUACUAAAAGGCUGCAUUUGACAACAGAGCAAAAAGUCACGGCAUGUCGAGCGCUCAGUGCUCACCUAAUAAUGCCAUUUUCCAAACAAGUUACAUAACGCUAUGACUUUUCCAAAUCCAAGACCCAUCUGAUGCACAUAACCUCAUUUUCAGCGUGUGUCAUUCUUACAAAACAGUAUUGUCACCCAGAUGGUCACCACAUUUGAAAUAUGUGUUUUAUUUACUGACUGAUGCCGAGGUCGCUUUUUAUUAUCUAUUGGCAAUAAUAUUCUUUAAUAUUUGUGUAUGUUGGCCGCUGAAAGUAAAUGAAACUGAAGCCAUUGUGGUCAUAUAAAUUAUUGAAACAUUAAACCCAAGCUCCAGCUGUUUUUACUUAUAACUAUCAUGCUGAGAGUUGAAUUAUGGUUAAUAGUUGGAUGGAGUACAAGGCAAUCGUUUCCAGGGCAACCACGCUGCCAUCCUCUUAUUAAACAUGCCGGUCACCCUGGAAUGAAUUGAACAAGUAGUUUUCAGUGGAGGUGUAACUCAGUUUUGACCCCCUGUCAGGCACCCUGGGUUGGGUACUUCUCCAUGUCUUCAUUAACUCUGCAGUCAGAGUUUUGGUCCGACCAGAUGGAAACCACUCAGGUACUUUACUUUGUGUUUUUUUAAACGGCCUGGUCACUGACUGUAUUCGCAGACAGACUGCUGAGUGCUGCUCUGUUUUCCGCUCAUUCUGGCAUCACGUAUCCUCAGCUUUCCCAGUUUUAAUUAAGCUAGAUUUUUCGUCCAAUACAUUUGGCAAGCUUUUGUAGGUGAUUACCAUUGUCAGGAAACGGCUAGGUUAAAUGCAUAUCAUAAAAAAGGGCUGAUUGUUCAGGAUGAGGCUUUUACAUUCUAUGGGCAACCUUCAAAAAGUCAUGAAAUCAGUUUGGUUACUCAGUAUGAUAUGAAAAGAGUCGUGGUAAAAGGCACAGGCCACUGAAUAGUUUUUUUCUAGACUACAAUCUGCAAAUAGUGCUUUUACUCUGAGCUGAGUGUGUUUUGUAUAAGUGUGUAAAAGUCAAGCAGCAGCUGUGAUGCUAAAGACAGAGUUAGUGUAGGGGAGACCGGGGCUGGUUGUCACACUUUUUACACUCAUAUAUUUCCCAAAAUCAUUACAUCAUAUAUUAUCAACAUGUGUACCAGAUAAAAGACCAAAGUCUCACGUACAUAUAAAUAGUAUUCAUGUCAUUUUCAUAUCUUGUGUCAGUGCAGAGUUAUAAGCAAUCAAAUAGAGAGUGAGAACAUGUGACAUGUUGCCCCACCAUCAGGUAAGUUGUCUCACUACAUGGGGUAAGAUGUCACAGUGGAUUUAGCAGCUAAUAAAACAAGGACAACAUUAUCGUUGUUCUCAUUUAUUUUACAUGAAAAAGAACACCAAAGUCAGGCGCAGAAAAUGUUUAUCAUUGAGCAAGAGAAAAAGUCAUUGAACACAGCCAUUGGUCGGCCAUGUUGGAUAUACCGGUGAAUCUGACGUCACAACGACACGAAAUCUGACACACAGUAUGCGAAAAUCCGACUGUGAUACGAAAAAAUAAAUGCCGCAAUAUCGGGACGGGAAAACAUCACUGAUGUGAACGCUUGUUUUGACAGGAUAUGGGUUUGAAAAAAGAUAUUGACAUUCGAAAUAAUCGCACGAAAAAAACGCUCCCAGUGUGAAAGGACCUUAAUUCCCACAAUCGUCUCAUUAGUUCUAUUUUAGAAAUGAACAAACAACAAAAACCUUUAAUCAGUGUAGGAAACUGUGCCUUUAAAAGUUGCAGAAGUAGUCGUACUCAUCCAACAGAUGAAUUAGGUGUCUGUAGUUCUGGCUAGUUACUUCCUCACAACUCUAAAACCUGUGUGUGUAUUCUUUCAUCCUCUCUGUCUGCUUCUCUGUUCUUGCCAGCUCACCUACUGUCUUUACUGUAUAGUCCAUUAAAUGUGUGAAUAAACACACACACCCACAAAGACACAUACACACAAAGACCCUCGAUUGUUGGGUGAAUCAUCCAAUUGGUGUUUGAGACAGAGUACAACUCUCACUGUUAUGUUAUCACACACACACACACACAUGCACACACAAACACACAAACAAACAAACAGCGGGUGGAUACAGAACGUCCCAGGCCCACAGUUACAGACUGCAUCCUCCACACAAACAGUGACACAGAGCUUGACAUACACUCUCACUUUGACUCCCACACACACUCUUCUCUUCCAUCACACACACACACACACACACACACUCACUUCAGAGAGUGUUCAGAGUAGUUUAUUUUUGUUGAUCAUCAGAAAAGGAGCGAGGAUGCAGGCAGAAAGAGCAAGGUUCAGCUUGUGAUUGUGAGGAAGACGAGGCCCGGCAGGUCGUGGGAAAAGAAGCAGCGAAGAUGUCAGAAAGGAAAGAAGAAGGGGGUUAAAAAAAGGGUGGGGACAGAGGAAAGGAUCUGUUGUUUUUUUCCUUACUUGAAAAUUAUUAUAAUGAGUUCCUAUAGGAGGAAUUCUCUACAUCGUUACUAUGACAACACAUAAAGGCCAACAUUGUUGGAAUAUACCACUGCCCCGAGGCUAGCCGGGGGUGUGCCAGGUGUCGGUGUGUAUAUGUGUGUGUUUGUGUGUCCUGUGAGUGGGUGGAUGGUGGCAGGGUAGACUAACAUGUUGAAACCCAGUGAACUGUAUGUUGUCUUUAUAUAAAAGCUGAAGGUUCAUGCUUUACAUAACAAAUAACAUCAAAUUCUUCAUUUGUGUGUAUUUGCAUUUCUUCAUGUUGCUGUGCACUUUGCUUUAACCCCCGUAAGAAACAUGUACAGCCACUUACUGUACGGAUGGUAUAAUUGGUAGCAUGCUGAUAAAGUAUAUUUAUGUAACUCCUCCUUUGGGCAACCAUAAGUGAAGAUUAGUUCAUAAAUAUCUAAUGAAUGUGAACAUAGUAAGUACUGUUUAUUAAUAACCACUCCACAUGCCGUAUAUCUGCAAACAAACCAGAUGCAGUACAUUUUACAGAAGUGUCGCAGUAUGCAUGUAUACUAGUGUUUGUGUGUGUUGCCAUUUAUCACAGGCUUUUGAUGUACUGCAAGUAAUAAUAAGUAGUAAUUGAUUCCACUCGUAAGGAAACGUAAAUGCGAGAGAGGGAAAGUAGAUAAUAAAAAGAGCAGGUUAAUCAAACAAAACUAACAAAAUACAACAAAUGCAAGACUGAGUAAUGAGACCUAGCAGGGAAUUGAAAAAGGCACCUGAAGGUAAAUCAAGAAAACAUUAGAUAAAACUAAAUAUCCAGGUGAGCAUUGUCCUGUUGAAGAAGUCUUUAAAAGCAGCUGAGAGUACAGCUGAUGCUCAGUCAUGGUUCAAAAGAGAUUUUUAUUUACCGACAUUUUGAAAACUUUGAUGAAACCUUUAUGCAUCAGGAAAUCUGCCUCUGUCAACAGAUUCUUCACACAUUUACACACAGAACAACAGACGUUUUUAAGUAGAGUUUUAUUCACUUAGACUAUGUUCACACUGCAGGUCAAUUCAGAUUUUUUAACCAUAUGUGACACAUGUCUGAUUUUUUUAAGGAAGUGUUAAUUUUUUCAAUUCUGACCCAGGCCUCGGAUAUGUGUCCGAUGUGACGGCAGUCUGGUCGUGUUCAUCCGACCUAUACAUCAUCAGUAUGCGUCAAACGUCACCAUUGUUUGACAACACAAACAGACGCGGAAAGCAAUUUGUGCACAUGCGGGUCACUUCACGGACGCAUUCUGUUCACAUUAGAUGCCGCAUUCGUUGUUGUAAUGUGAACGACCGCACAAAAAGAUCGGAUUUAACAAAAAAUCUGAACUGUGCAUUAUAUCCUGCAGUGUGAACGUAGCCUUAGAGAGUAAAAUUAUUGUAUCUGCAUUCACCAUUAAAAAUUAUAAGUAUAGACUGGUUUCAAACAUGCAUCAGCAGUGUUCAAACACACUCAUUACUGUAAGCCACCUAUACAUUUUAUGUUAAAGUUAUUGAUUUGUUAUGAAUUAGUUACAUACGUUGGCACUUGGGUCAUUUUGCUUUGAUAGUCAUGACUGCACAGACUCAGUACCAGCACAUGUGCAGACUUUCUUCCUUAAUGUAUAAAUUCAAGAAUACACCCUCUUUUUACAGACUCAAAGAAUCACUAUCACAAUAAUCAUAUCUGUCUGCCUUUCAAGAUACAGGAGGUCAUCUGACAACAGUAAGCUUUUAACACAAAACACAGUAAUAUUUAUUUAUUUUUAUUUAUCUAGCCUCUGUUUAACCAGGUUGGUCCCAUUAAGAUUACAGAUCUCUUUUACAAGGGAGACCUGGCCAAGAAGGCAGCAGCAUAAUUCCUUCAACAGAUAAAAUUCACAGCAUCUCAACAUUAAAACAAUCUCACAUAAAACAUUAACACACGGAUGAGGUAGAUUGUAAUGAUUUCACUAUAGUUUUAAAUUCAUUUAGUGUCACAAGAGCUUGAAGGCAAAGUUCAGGCUGUAGUUUAUUCCGGGUAUUAGGUGCUGAAAACCUAAAACCCUUCAUGCCCAGUUCAGUUCUUACUUUAGGGACAACUAACUGUAGAACAUCCAUAAAACGGAGAUUGUAAAUGCAGUAUGAACAGCAAGUGAAGCUUUUCACCUGUUCUUGUAGGCGUCAAAUCAGAGCCAGCCCAAGACAUAAGCGAACUAAGCGCCUGCUUAGGGACCCGCGGCCAGUAGGGGGCCCCCAAGAGCAAAAAAAAAAAAAGUAAUAUUUUUUAUUUUUUGCAUGUAUGAGUGAUGCUUUCAGUAUGAUCAGAUAUAUAUUGCUGUAAAAAUAAAAUAAAGUAAAAACAUUUUAGUGCUGCUGCUGAUGUAGGCCUAUGAUUCUUACUGCCAAUAUGUCAGAGCUCUGCUACCGUUAUGUGCCUCCUGCUGUGCAAUGUGCACUGAGCAUCCAAGCGCAGGUAGUUGUGGGGCAAAACAAUAUCACGAAAAAGGACAUAUCCUUCAAGAGCAGAGAAAAGAAAGAAGAAGAAGAUGUUUGCAUGUCAGGGAAUGUUAAUCAUAGAGAUUUGUGAAGGUGUGUGAAUGAUCAACAAUCAGUAUUAUUGGCAGAAAUAGAGGGCCCCAAAAUCACAUUGAGGCUUGGGCCAGCUCUGUGUCAAAUGUCAACACUAACUUCAGUCUCGGUCCUGAAGUUGCUGGUCUAACUGCAGACAUAAACAGUUGGUCGUUUAGCACCAACUGCUUCAGCUGACGAUUAACUCCAGAGGUGUGAUAGCCAACAGGUUUCAGCAUCGAAAAGUUUAAACAUUGUGAUGCUAAAUUAAAAAAUGCAGAGCAGCCAAAAUUCUCUUUGGGUUCAUAUUUUUAAAAAGCCUCAGAGAAUCUCGGAGGUUAUGAAAAAUGUUAAAAUGACAAAGAAGUUAUGUAGGCUGAUCCCAAACAAUUACAAGCCUUGUUAGCAAGUAAACAAACUUUAAAAUCAAUCCUUAAAGAUACUGGGAGCCAUUGCAUUUGGGUUAACAAGAUGCAGAGUAGAUGCUAUUUCAAGCCCUUUCCGUGCUUUUGUUUGUCUCUGUGUACUGGGCACACUAAUCACAUUUACAUUCUUUUAUUUUUAACAUCUCCCAGCCUUUCUUCUUCGGGCCCCUGCUGACCUGCUUGGUAAACUUCUUCCUCCUGUUUUUCUUUGAGACCCCCAAAAAAGUGCACUUUUAUCACGAGUUUGCAGGAGUGGGUGAUUCCCAAUUUUUUCCGACAGCAGCGUUGAUGGCUGCACUGAAAGGGAAACACCCAGGCGUACAAAACAAAUCACAGCGCACAGCCAUCACCAGCCGUGUCACUCUGUGGAGUUUGCAAAGAGGACCCUGCUGAAAUCAAAUGAGAGCAGGCGUAUACACAAACAAACCCUCAUGAGCGCACACCCACACCGAGAUUUCACACACUUAUAGCUUAUCUUGACAAACCAAUCAGCACCCUACUGUUUAUGACCAAACAGGGCAAUCCUGAGGACAUACAUGCGCACACUUCCAUAGCUCUGUACAUGUACACACUGUGCUGUUGUAACUCAGCACAGGCUCAUUUUCCCCUCGAUCACAGACAUGUAUGAAGGCUCUGAGGGUUUUCCAUCGGCUCUCAUCAUAUUUUAUUCAUACUUUGUGAAUAAACACAAAUAGAGUGGAUGAGUGUAUAGACGACGCGGGCACUAAUGUCGUUUGUGCCUGUUUGUUACAUUUUACUGACUCCAGCCAAAGUUAUUUUAGGCGGAAGCUGCCUUAUCGUUUCCAGUGCGUGCACGAUGAAAUCUUGGUUAUUUCCCACAUACGCUUUAAAAUGUUGCAUGCCUCUGUGCUCUUCCUCUUGACCUCACUUUUUCCUCUCCUCCUAUAUCUCUACAUCUCCUCUUCUUGACUCUCCUGCUGUGAGAUGCACACUCUUGCACGCAUGAAUUAAGGAACACUCAUACAUUUUCAUUAAAUACUCUUAAUCUUAAUUCAUUGCUUAUCAGAAGAUAUGACCUCAUUAACAUCGCCUUCUUCUCCGUCUUCCUCCAACCACUCCCUCAGUAUUUUUUUAUUUACCCAUAACCCUUUGCUCUUUUUAUCUUUUCCUCCCUUCUCCCUUUAUUUUCCUUCCUACCUCUGUAGAGGACCCUGCGAGCACUCAAACCCCUGUUGAAAACAGUGUCUAAUCUAAAAGUUAAUUAAGUCUGUCUUCCUCCCUGUGUUCCUGCUCCUCUUCACUGUCUCUCAUGCAUGUCUUUCUGCUUGAGAGACCGCUGUCAGUCUCUCCCAAGUGACUGCACCAUGUGUCCCAUGUGGGCAGAGUUGGAAAAACACUAAAAAACGGCCCAGUCUUUUUUUACACUUUUACACUUUCUGCAGGCCUGGAGCCUCAGGUGACAGAAGACUGACACCAUGUAAUUCAGAUUGACAGCAUCUAAUUAAAUUAAAUGAGGUGGUGUCAAUCUUUGAUGUGCCGUUUUCUCUUUAAGGGGCCUAUUUUUUCAGCGUCAUAUAGAGGCGAUAUAGACGGGAUCUCACACCAGAUGGAUUGGAAGUGAAAAUAGACUUGGCUUGCCUCUCAACAUGAGGAAAUGUGGAUCUGGAGCCGAGCUUUUCCUUCUUAAUCCUCUCCUCCCUCCUCCAUUCACUUCUCCUUCUGUUAUGUGGCUUCCUUUCCUUAUAUUUGUCCUUUCUCCCUUCAAUCAUUCAGGCUAAUUCCCCUGGACCAACAGCCACCGAUUCUUUACUGACUCACUUAUUGCUCUAUUUUCUCCUCCUCCUUUCCUCUCUCUCUCUCUCUCUCUCUUUCACAGGGUGCUGGUUGUACGGCUCUGGUGGUUGCUGUGGUAGCCAGGAAGCUGGAGCUGACCAAGGCCGAGAAACACGUACACAACUUCAUGAUGGACACGCAGCUCACAAAAAGGGUGUGUAGGCUUGUUGGCCGUGUGAAUGAGUGUGUCACGCAUGAAUAAAACAAAACUAUAAUUUGUAAAAGAAAGGUCACAUUCUCUGCGAGACAGAACUGUGAUUUAUACAAGUACAGUUUUUAUGUGCCAUAGGGGAUGUUGGUCUUUAUUCUGGCAUUACUUGAAGGUUGUACAGAAGGUGCUUGGCGUUCUGGUUUGUCCUUUUCCUGCCCCACCUUCAGGCACCCCAAUUACUAUCAGUCCGUAUUGUUGUGACAGAGUGAGGUGUUAUUUGAGUGAGUGAAGGGAAUAAAAGGUCAUCUCUUUCUCACUUUCUCUUCUCUGAUCCUCUCUUCCUGUCUCUCCUUCUCUUCAUCUCCGAUCUUUUUCCUCCUUUGCACAUUACCAUCCCUCAACCCCCUGUCUUCUCUGACAUUUGUCUCUCUUAAAGUAAACCCUUUCCUCUCUCUCUAUUUUUCACAUUCUCUUUUCUUUGCGGACUCCUUCCAUUCAUCCUCAUGCCCCCCUCCCUGCCUCAUUCCCUCUAUCUCUCAAUCCCCUUUUCUCCUCCGGUCCUUUUCAAUUUUUCAUAAAGUUGAAAGACCCAGGUUUCAGAAAUAGCUCCCAUAUCAAAUAUGUAGGGUACAUUAUGUCAGUGGGGGUAUCUGGGUGACUGAGAGGGGCAGGGUGAUCAAUGAUUUCAGCGUUGAUAAAAUAUCGACAGAGAGGAUGAAUUGACCCUCUGCUGCAGUCAGACUCACUCACUUCAUCUUCCUGCAGGCUGUGUUCGGGUCAACCAGAGUGUUUUCACAAGGCAUUUAACACCUUGACAGUGUGUUUGUAUGUGUGUGUGUGUGCGCACAUGUGUUUGUGCGUGGGAGAGUUUUUGCAUGCAAAGGACUGGAAAGCUGCAAUUCUUGUGACCCAUUUGGACUAAAUUGGUAGUGGUUGUUCUUCAGGGAUGUAAACUGCAUUCCCCAUAACCAACAUACAGCUCUUUCCAAGUUGUUUUGUAGAGGCGAGUGAAUGAACACAGAUCCUCUUUUUAAUUCUACUGUUAAAGACCCACUCUGUUGAAAAUCAUGUUUUUCUUGUUGUCUACAUGUUUAUAUGGCAUUUUUCUGAUGCUUGAGGACUCAUCAUGAGAAAAAUAAGUGCAAAAUGGUUUUUCAGAGUAUUUCUUUAUUCAGAUUGCUGUGAACCUCUGGCAGACCCAAACGGCAGGUUCAGACCAUAGACUGUAUAUACUAUAGACAACUUGGUUCUGCCUUCCGCCAGUAUACAGAUUUGAAGCCGUAUACUUAAGCUCUCGAUAAUUCUUCAUUUUUUCUCCACUUCCUAAAACCAACAUUGCGCAGUAGCAUUGUGCGCAUUCGGCGGGAGAGUCGCCGAGAGUCACUGUGAUGACGCUCGGCUUAAACAGUGUAUCUCCUGGGUGAGCUACGCAAUCUUCGUACGCCCAUAGGCUGUAUUAAGUGUCAAUCAUAGAAAACAUGAACCCCCUAAUAACUUUUUAAAAUGGAGCUGCACAGAAAAAAAGAGGACUUGAGCACAAACCAGUCUUACAAUAACUAAAUGUCAAAAUCGCAAAGAUUUAUGUUCUGUGUAAUAAAUUAAGCUUUGCUGGAUGAGGCAGGGUUUAUGACCUUCACUGCAACCCGUCACCAGGGUGUGCUGUUCUUGGAGUGGCUUCACCCAGCAAGGAGGCAGACGCUGUCCAUUCUACAUAUAGAGUCUAUGGUUCAGACACAGUGGGAUUUUCUACGUCACAAUUUUAAGCUCCGCCCCCUGUGCCCCGCUCUGCAGGCCAGACUUCGAGAAGUAGAGAGGAUGAUUGCGGAACAAGCGUGUGUGUUAGCGGACUGCUGUGCUAGUAAGAAAGCUAAUUAUUAUAUAAGCUUUCCUCAUCAUACCCCUAAAAACAUUAGUGUCCGAGAGCUGAAUAACUCUGAUAGUACUGCACCGGCAAUGUUAGGCUACAAGUUAGCAUGAAGAGGAGUGUGCAGAGCAGCUCUGUCUCCACCCACGACUCAGAGGUGAAUUGCUAAUGAACUACUGGAGCUCUGCAGAAGAAAAGCCCAGGUAACAGGUAACAUGAUUUUGGCAAAAAACUUCAUAAUCACAAUUCAAAAAAUGAAACUUUGAACAGCAAAAAAAAAAGUGGGACUUUAAAGACAACUUACUGUAGGAUGCAGAGUGAUUUAGAUAUGUGUCAGCUCAUAGAGGUUUAAUUAACUGUAGCUUAUGUGAUUAAAAAAAAUUGCAAACUCUGAUUUAUUGGCCUACUGUGAGUAAGUUUAUACAAGGAAACCAGACGUUCUGGUUUUGUGUUACCUAUCACAGCUCAGGGGUCAUUAUGUGUGCGGCAGUGUCCAAGUAAGUUUCUAAAUAACUUAAAUAUUUACUCGGUUUAACUUUUUUAUCUCUGAGAGCGAUGAAGGAUGCACAGGCUGAUGUAAUGCUGAGAAACAGCAGCCUGCCAAGAAUUAUAUGCAAUUUGCUGGAGCACUUUCUGUCCAAAGAUCCACAGCAAUGUAAAGUUUAAAACUGAUGUAGUUCUUAUUUGUGGGGCUGAAAAGGGAAGAGAAAUAACCUAAAAUCUAAAGUCUAUGAUACUUCUUUUCAUUUAUUUUAAAAAGACCCAUUAAAAAAGUGUUUUGUUUAAUGUAUGGCUGAAAAAUGUAGUCCUUUGCAACUCAAAAACAUCAAACUUUGGCAGAUUUAUUGAAUUUUAUAGUGCCACUAAGUGUUCGGGGUUAUUUAAGCCCACAUUAUCAUUCAGCAGAUAUCUACACUGAGAAGUAAAAUGAACACAAGUUAUUAACUGACAUGCUCUGAUGGAAAUGCUACAGUGUGUGCAUGCUGUGAGGCAGAUUUGUGUUUGAAUCAGAUUAUAAAUUUGGAAAUUCUCAAUGUUAUUUAUUGACAAAGUUUCACAGUGUGUGCUGGAAAUCAUUGAUAGCCGUCUCUCUUUACCGAAUUCCUGGUUGUAGAGUUUCUUUGUAGAGAGCGCAGACCUCCGCCAAGCAGCUCAUGUCCCCCCUUAUAUUGUGAUUCACACCAAAACUUUUACUGUUUCGUGUCUUUUAUGAACUUUUAUUUGUGUUUAAACUGGUAUGUUCACUGUUCGUAAUGUUCCUAAAACAAGAAAUGCCCUGACCCGGAUUCAAACCCAGGACCUUCUUGCUGUGAGGCGACAGUGCUAACCACUACACCACUGUGCCGCCCAUUGGUUAUCUUUCAGCACUGAAAAUUCCAACGACACCCUUAUUUUUGUGUGUUCUGGAUCACAGUAUCCAGAAUUUUGUCUGGAUCAGGAUCAACCUUUGACACCUCAUAAAACUCAUUGAGAUCCUUUUGUGUAAUUUUUUACUAAAGACUCUGGCCAAAUUCCAAAAUUUGCCCUAUCUCACAAUGAUAAAGAAUCCUUCCCUGGAUCCAGAGGACGAUCCGGAUCACCACCAAAAUUUAAUGAGAUCCUCCUGGGGCUGAGACGCACCUCUGGUGAAAAUUUCAGGUCAAUCCGUCUGUUACUUUAUCCAUAAAGUUGCAAACAGAAAAACAAACAAACCAACCAACAAACAAACCAACGCUACUGAAAACAUAAGAUGGAAAAAAGCAGAAGUGAUCAUAUCUCAUCAGCUGUAAUGUAAAGAAGAAGAUAAUACUGUAUAUUUCUAGGUGGAGGUCCUCUAAAUCCAAUAAAUCAAGUCUUAACAAUGCCAGUCAUCAGCUAAGGGAGGUGCCGUACAGCACUAAAAUUCAACGUAUUACAGCCUACCGCUGGGUGACAUUUCCUUCAAAGGGUCUUGGGUUUAUGUGGUGGUAAUUGUCCCCCACCCUCUAUUACUGAGAGAGUAAUGAUUGAAGCUGUUGUAUGCACAUUGAUUUACAUGGCAGGGGCCAUUCUCUGCCAUAUCAUUGUAACAAGGAAAUACAAUCACUCAAGGCUUCAUCAUGAAUUAUGCAUUUAUAGACCCUACAUCCUGUCACCACCACAUGUUCACACACAAACACACAGAUGGACACAAAAAGCACACACACUGUCUUUUGAAAUCAGUGUAAUUGUGUCCCCCUCCAUCGAACAUAUAUUAAUAAAAUAGUCAGUGAAGCUCUUGGCAAGCGGACACUGUUGCAUUAAAUAUAUCGUCGUUUUCUAUAAACAUGUGAAUAGGAAGUGUUGGCUGUUUUUGCUCACCAAUACCUGUAGCUGUAAAACUGCAGGUGGAACAUUUCUGUAGACAUCUGUGUACCCCACAUUUUAUAUUUAUUCAGACAACUUGAUGUUGGUGCUGACACUUGUGUGACACAUUUUUGAACAUACUUCAGACUGUCACUUUCUGUCCUCCUGAGGUUUUCUCGGCUUUCAUCUUCAGAUCCCAUUUUUUGGACGGGUCUGACAAGGCUGAGGUUGAAGUCUUGUGAGGUGUGAAGUGAAAGCGGAAGACCUUUGAAAUCUUAUCGGGGAGGAUCAUUUGGUUUUGAAACUUGUAAAGUUUAAUGCAUAAGCUUAGUUUUCAUUCAGUGUUCAUGGAAGUGUUCUCACUUUUAUUAGAUUAACAUGUAUGUUAAUUCGAUUACACUUACAAAGCCUUUAAGUCUGCCAUGUGUCGGGUAUUUGAAGCGCUUAUGUUUGAAGUCAGGACCAGUCUUAAAUGUGUUUAAAAGAUUGUGAUUGCCACUGCAGACUAUGGCUCUAUGCUUUAAGUAUUUAAGAAGACCUUUAAUACUCCAUGACUCACCUUUUCUUUGGUCAGUUUGAGGAGCUUUUCAUGAUUUUCAGCUGCUAAAAAGAAGUUUAAAAAAACAGGGUCGAAUAGAGUUAAGGCUGGGAUAACGCCCGGGGGAUUUCUAAGAGUACAAUCCAGUGAAAAGGGCUACUGAGGCAAUUAGCCAGCUUACCACAAAUAUGACAACUAGAGUCAGUUUUUUAUGUUUUUAUUCAUUUUCUCAACCUUAUUAAGAGGUGGAAAAAACAGUUCUUCCUGUUAAGUCACACUCUGAUUGUGUAUUCUCCCUCCACCCUGGACCGGUGGUUAAUUCAGAGUGCUUCCCAGGGUCCCUGUGGCAUAUUCAGUGCCUUGCCCUCUCUGAAUAUUCAGAGUACACCCUUGGCUUAAGCUAAGGAGGAGGUGCUGCUAUGCCUUCCAAUGUUUACAACACCAGCCAAAUGACCCCCAAAGAUUACUAAUAAGCUAGUUUUUUUUUUGUUUUUUUUUGUAUUCUUCACUGGAAAAAAAAACUCCACUAGCCUGAUAAUUUCCACCCCAGCAAGAUAGAUCCUUAUUAGUGUGGAUGCAUUGUGACUGGGGCAAAAAUCAAUACAACAUUCAAUAGAUGCUUUCAUACUUCUCACUGAUGUUUAUUUCUUUUAACCAAUUGAACCUGAGUGUGCUUUUCCCUUUUAAGAGCGCUGUCUGGAUGUAUCAAGCUUCAGCGUGUUUUGCUCCCACCUGUGGAAUAAAAUGUGCCAGAUAAAUAAAGAUUGUCCUGCUUUCUCUGUAUGCGGUGGGUGUCGACUACCAAAGGCAUUCAGGAGAGUUUUAAAACUUGUAAAAGCACAUUUUACAUCAUUUUGUCAAAGAGUCUUUGACACCUUAAUUUGCUCGAUGGAGUUUAGAAAAGAAGAAAACAAUGACUGGUUAUUGACUUUGUUUUGCAAGCAAAUAACUGAAAUGUGUCUUUAUUUCUUAUUAAAAAAAAGUCACAUUAUAAGAAGUUUAAUUCCACAUUGAGACAAGACAAAUAAAGAAAAAGACUCUAUCCAAAAGUGCAGCAGGGUCUACAUGUAGACGACUUUGUUUUCAUUAAUGCGAGACCACUUAUAUGUGUGUGUCUGCCUUUGUGAGUGUGUGUGUUCAGUGUGCAACCUGACACCGUUCCUAUAAGGGAAGGUCAGAGGAGGUAAUGCUACAUGUCACCAUGGCUCACGCAUGGGGUGGGAGGUUGUUGCCAAGUUACAAAUACAUACCGUGUUUGUUUACAUUUUCAGCUCUUCUCCAAAACAGCUACAAAUCCAGCACAUAAUUACUUCUUUGAUGAAUAGGUCAUUAAUUGUCUCCAGGGUCACAGGGGUCAGAUGCCUCAGUGCCUCCUUUAAUGUUAGAAAACGUCUCCAUGGUGAUGAAAAGACAUAAAAACAAACCAGGAAAUGAUUCUUUGCUUUGUGUAAAUUAUAAGAAAACAGUGCAGGGUUCGUUUUUAAUUUCUGAUACAAGUAUGCUAAUGUACAAGAUGCUUUACUGAUAUACUGUAAUUAGUAGCGAUUUUGUCAGUGGUGAUGACAUCCUUAAAAUGUUUCUAUUUAUACUGAUUGAUUUAUUCUCCACAAUAUGUCAUCUAACACCCAACAUGCUGAGGUGUGGGAACCCCUUGUUUAAACAGAUUUCUCAUGUACCUGCCAUAAGGUGUGCUGUGUAGGAGAGCAGCCAGAACAGAUCUUUGACCCUAACCAGCCAUAUGGCCCCACCAUGGUUGCCCAACUACAGACCAUAUGGUCCAAAAAUGGCUGCCGCUGCUGUCGUUUGGUUUCUCAUGGAGUAUUAUUAGCGGUUCUGUACGAGUCCUUUUUGUUUUUUCUUUAAUGGAGCUCCCGUCUUUGCAGUGUGAUAUUAUCAGUCGCUGUUAUUUGCAUGUGGAGCGGUUCCCAAGAUUUAAAUGAAGGGUGAAGCUUAAUUAAAAGGCCCUGGAGUAGCAGAUCAGACUCCUUCUGCGCUGCUGGACUGAUGUGGGAAGUUUGUGUGGAAACUUAAGAGUAAACCGUCAAGACAGGCACAACAUGCCAUCAUUCAUCAUAUUGCACUUAUCCUGCAGUGAUUAAUCAGCUGAUAAACAUGAUAUGACGUAUCAGUUUAUUAAUAUGCUCUUCCGUAUCACAGCUCAUCAUUAAAACUUGAGAUUCUGAAUUUGAUGUAAACAUAAACCUCUUCCCUAAAAUGUCCUCUCUAUCAGUGUGGGAACAGACUUUAAAAUUUAUAUUAAAACACCAUCUGAAGAAAAGGAACGUACCCAUCAAGAUAAUAGCAGUGGUGUUGACAUGAGCGCCGCAGGGCCAAAAAAACAGGAUGCCUUAUUUUGACAAUUACUCUUAAGCGUCUUUGCAGCACUGUCACUGCGUGUCCUUGCAAUAUUUAGACGGGUGAGAGUUUUGUAAUUCUAUUCGAACACACCAGGAGAGAAAAACAUGGGUUUACAUCCAAAUCUUAGGAGUCAUUGCAGACUAAAUUUACAUAUUUUUGAUGUGUUUUCAUGAUAGGUAGGAGUGUGAAUGAAAUCAGAAGGCUAACCAUCAUCAUACCAAAGGGACAAUUUGACCAUGUGACUAAAUCUUCAAAAGGGGUCUCACAUGUAAUGUAGGGCAUGUUGGAUUAGCUCAUUUUGGUGUGACUUCUUCUGUGUGAUUGAAAACACAUCUGCAAAGCCCAGAUCCUUCUCCUCCUCCUCCUUCUUCUCCUCCUUCUCCUCCUCCUCUCCUUCUUCAUCUACAUCUGAUACUGUGUUAGUCUUCAUGCGUGUACAUGUCAGCGUGUGUGUGUUUGUGUGCAGUCCUUGGCUGUGGCAGAUAGGUGCUGAUUAGCCAAGCUGCUGGGAUCUUUUGUGCUCCUCAGACGGGGGUAUAAUUGUUCUUUGUUCAGUGCUCAGCAUCUCUUUGAUGUCUCUCCUUCAAAUUAUGUCCUUACAGAUUCUCCCUCUCUUUUUCUUUCUCCAUGGUAUCCUCCUGCGCUCAUUUUUCUUGUAGCCAGGUGUCAGACUCUGCUGUAAUUACAUGUCAACCUAUAGAGAUAAACACCAUAUGAAAUACACUGGAGCAUUUGAGGAUACCAUGUAGGAAUUUCUCUUUAUGACUAAAAUUCCAAGAAGAAAAAAAAAAAUCGGUAUUUAAUUAAAUGGCAGAAAUUUCCCAUUUGGGAGCUACAACUAAAAAAAAAGAAAUGACCGUUGUUCCAUUAACUGUAAUAGCUUUUAAGACUUCCAUCUGUGAGCAUCAUUAGACACACUAUUUCUCUAACAUACCUUCUGCAUGAAUGGGGAUUGUCUUUGUCAGCUAGUUUAAGAGCAGCCACUCAUGCUAUUUUGUUUUAAUUCAGUUGCUUUCAUAAUUAAACGCUUUUAAUGAACUACGGUGGUACUGUUGCGAAUUAGCUCCAACCAGCCAAGAUAAUGCAGCCCAUUUAAGUUGGUCUAGAAUAUAAUGUGGCAUAAAGACAGACUGAGAGAGAGAGAGAAGUGUGUGAGGGGGAGACUCCUGUUAGGUUCUCAUUGCCAAAUCUCCCUGAGGAGAGAGCUGUUUAUGAAAAGCAUUGGCAAGUGAGCUGGUGUGUGCAGAAAGAGAGAGAGAGACAGAGAGACAGAGAAAAUGAGGGCAGCCUCAAAGAUGAGAACCGUGGUUUGUUUGUUUGUUUUUUUCUUUUCAGGAAGAUAAUGGAAAAGGGUGAGGAAAGAGGGAUAAACCUGUUGCCUAAACCAGUUGCCAAGGGCUACUUGUUGCUUAUAAUGCAUGUUUGUAAUGUGUGUGUUUUUUUUUCCUUUUCGUCUGGGUGCAGAUAAAGAAUGCAGCAGCUAAUGUGCUAAGGGAAACCUGGCUCAUCUACAAGCACACCAAGCUGAUGAAGAAGAUUGACCACUCCAGGGUCCGCAAGCACCAGAGGAAGUUCCUCCAGGCGAUACAUCAGUGAGGACGCACCUUAUAUGCACCCACACACACACACACACACACACACACAACCAUGCCGCUGAGAUCAUAAAGCCUUUGAAAUCAGCUGUACUUUCUGUCCACCCACUGGUUGAAUCAACACUGAUAAUCAGAUAAAGUGCAUGAUUCCACACACACACGCAUAUACUCAGAGGGACACACAAAAUGAUUCAUAAUCUCCUAAAGUACUAAAGGGCAUGAUCACUACAGGAAAAUACAGUUGUGGGACUUAGUAAUCAGUGCAUUGUGUACUAUUAGACACUCUCUAAUCAUUAUCUUUAUCCGUGCUUAGGAGUGUUGUUGAUGCUGUUAAUAGGGGAGACUGGGGAGAGCUGUAACAAGAGACAGCCACAAUUAGUCCCGUUCCUCCGAAACUGCCAGAGAGGUGGCUCUCCUACUGCACAUGCUUCGUUGGAUUUUCCACCCACAGUGGAUUAAAAGUCUCUAAUUUACAGCUGAAUUUAUUGAAGAGAAAAAAAAUCAUUUAGAGGCAUUAAGGUGUUUGUUUUCACAUGUCCUGAACUUUUGUGCUAAUUAGACAAAAUAAACUUAACUUGAAAGUAAGAAAGGUGAGCAUGCUUAGCUAGCUGGAAAAAAAUGGAAAAAAGUGAUCAUUUUAUUGUACAGUAUGUUUUAAAUGUACUUAUUGGGACAAAAAGCAAACAUUAGCGAGUGAAUAAGUAUUUUCAAGACUUUGCUACUGAUGUCCUCCAUCCAAACAAAUGCUUUAGUAUAUUAAUCUUAUAAUGAAAAUAGUGUUACAGUUAUCCCCUGUCUCCCCUACAAACAGCUGAAAUUAAUUCUAGUUUUCUACUAUUUUUUUUCCUCUGUGCUCAGUUGUGUUUCAUGAUUGUAUAAAUAACUGCAGGGGUGACUGUCUCAAGGUAUUUUACUUAAAGAUUGUGUAUUCUGCCUGGCAUCGCAAUUCAGAGCCCCUCUUUUAUGUUGCCUGCCGCUUUGAUCUUGAAUGGUUCAGUCUAGACUUUAAGAACAAGUGUCUUCAAAAGACAGAGUCAAGGGACCAAAGACUCUUUUAAUUGCGACAUCGAAAAGGCUAAUCCUGAAGCAUGUGGACCAGCUGACUCUGCGCUCAAAGUGACAGAGUAAGAAUCAGGCAAUUAUAAAUGCUUUUACUGGUUCAAACUUGUAAAAUUGAAAUGUGGAUGUCUUCAUUAGAAAGGGAAUUUAAAGUAGCCUGUAACCGAUAUAUCUGCAUUUGCAUCAGAUAGAAAACUUAACAUGGGGGUGGCUUGUACUUGGAUUAUUAUAAUGAAAGUUAAAAACUGAUUAAAUUAAAUUAAAAAUGAACUUUAAAGGAAGUUAUUUUGAAUGCAUCACAGUGAUUCACUUGAGGCAUAUAGAUUAACAUUAAACAUAUUUCUACCCUCUUAUACUAUAAUGAAGUUUAAAUUCUGAUAUAGCAUUUACACUGCAUAAUUUUUCUGUGUUUUUCAAUCCUUUUCUUUCUCAUAAUUUUUAUUCUAAAGCAAACUUUCUGAAACUGUCUGAAUCCCACAACCUUCUUCAUAACGAAUCAGAAACUGUAAUCCAUGAACUUUUUUUGUCUGUUUCAUGACUAAGACAGUUACGAAUUAGUAGACGUGCCUGCCUGCAGUUGCUCCUUUUAUCAUUUGUAUCUCUCCUCCUCCUCCUCCGUGCCAGACUAACUUCACAGGGUGAAAAAGAGAAAGUCUAAACUGAACUAUGACUAUUUUUUCAAGUGGAGGGUAUGAGACACUCUAAGACACGAGGCUUUCUCUGCUGAGCUUUAAAUGCCUCCUCCCUGAUGCAAGGCAGUGAUAGAUGGCACCACCACUGGGGUAGUUUGCUGCGCGCGAGUAGAGAGAUGAGGUCCAUAAUAUCUGGCGAGUAACUUCAAUAAUGUAGACCAUGUGAAAUGACUUUCAGCUGGAGCUUUAGGGGGAAAAUAGCACACAGUGAAAGAACAGUUCCCUGGCUAUGAAACUCAUGGACAUUACAGAGAUUUGACUGAAAUGGAGUCAUAAGUCCAGACAGUGAGUAAACCCAGCAGGAGAGAGACGAGGAACAUGGCGGAGCUGCAGGGUUCAAACAGUACAUGCUGCGUCAUAACAUUAGAUUGGCUUUUUAAAAUUUUGGACCCAACAAGUAUAUAAAAAUGAGAAAGCAUUCAUGUAUAUCUCAUUAUCUAGCCCAAAUCUGAAUUCUUACUUUAUCCUAGAUGACCGGUCUAAAAUCAGGCUACCACAGGUCGAAAAAUGAACGUUUUUUAGACGUAUAAAUUUAGACUGAGUUUAUCUGGGCUAUAUCUAUACUACACUGAAUAUUGCUCAAUGGCUAUCUUUAUUAUUUUGGUUAAGUACUUGGAGAUCAGUUAUGCAACAAAGCAUCAGUUAUUAAAUAAUGGGUUAAAGUGCGACGUUUAAAUUCUGUCUAAAAAUAUACAGAAUCUAGACGGUUGAAAUUAGGUUUAAAAAAAAACCUAGACGUCUAAUAGCCGUCUGUUGCUCAGUGGGUUAUUUAAAUUAAGGCUCAUCUUUAUGCAUACAAAGUUGUGUCCCAGUUGGAUCAUCCCAGUCACUGAAAUGUUGACUUGCCCUUGUGUGGCAUGAAAUCACAGAUUAGACCUAUGGCUCAUAAUUAUUUUGGGAGUUUUGAGAGUCAUCCACUCCCUGUAGACGAUGAUUCAUUUCAUUUUAUUUUAUCUCAUUUUAUUUGCCUCAGUUUGUUUCUCUAUUGGCCCCUUUUUCCUGCAGGUUCCAGACAUUAAAUAUGAUAUAAAAAAUGUUCUGUUACUUUUGGGUCUGCCGUCUCCAUGUUGAUAAUCUCAUUCGUAUUUUCAGUUUUAUUACAGAAAUACUGGGUUUGAUAGAGCACUGUGUUUUGGUUGUGUUUGGACAUUAAAAUCCACCUGCGCACCUCAGGUAGACAUUAGGCUGGGGUAAGCAAGGUGACCCCUCCGCAGUGUUGUUGUCUGGACCCUAAGGGAUCAAAUCUCAGGGCCGACCACGGUGUGUUUACAGGGUUUCAACCUUUAUGAGUGUGUACGUCUGUGUAAUCUGUGUGUCUGUCUGUUUACAGAUUACGCAGUGUGAAAAUGGAGCAGAGGAAACUCAGUGACCAGGCCAACACGCUGGUGGACCUCUCAAAGGUAAGACACACUCACUCAUCACACACUUUUAAGACGCUUGAUAACGUGAUCCUAAAAUGCCUUCACCCCCCAAAAAUAUAUCACCUCCCCUCUUCGAGCACUGACCGGCCCGCUUCUGUGGCUUUGCGUUUCCUAGCAACCAGAACAAGUGUUAAAACAGGGAUGACUGAGUGAGAGAGCGAGGAGGAUAUGAGAGGAGAGAGGGAGGGGAGUGCUCAUGUUUUUCUGUAACUGUGUGGGUGUCUGCGUGAGAAUGUGAGUGCACACGUCUGUGAGUGUGCAUGUGUGUGUGUGUGUGUGUGCGAUUAUCGAAAAAUACUAGAAAGAGAGAGGGAGAAGAAGAUCAAGAGGGUUUGCGUGCAUCCGUGGUCUUCCAUGGGGCGAUGCCUUCAGCACCAAAUAUUUAGCAAUUACGCCAUUUCAAUGACUUCAUCUCGAUUGGCCACUUGUGCAUUUUGCCAUGGUUACAGAGGCCAAGAUGUGCAAGGCAGGGACACUCUGCUGCCUUCCUUUCAUUCUCUCUCCUUUCUCUCUUUCUUCACACAACGUUAUAACGCCCACACAGAGACUUCCCUCCAGCUUCUACUCCCUCUCCAACAUUUUUCCUCUCGCUCACUCACUCCUCCCUCGCUGCACGACCAGCCCUCUUCAUCACUGUAGUUUCUCGCUCUUACUAAUCCCUGUCUUUUCGUUUCUUUUUCAAUCCAAAAACAAUAUAAUAUCCUUAAUAAAACAACCCUCAUCGUUCUCGUGUUUAUCCGUCUCUCUCGUUCAAAGUGUUCUGUGUGCACUGAGUCAUCUUUUCUUCUCUCCUCGCAGAUGCAGAGUGUCAUGUAUGAGCUCAUGUCAGAGCUCAAUGACCGCAGCGAGGACUUGGAGCGCCAGAUGCUGUCCCUGGAGCAGCGGGUGGAACAGCUCACCGCCGGCUUCAACACCCUACCCGCACAUCUCUCUGCUACCCUCAGCGCCCAGCACGCCGCCUUGGUCCACUUGCUGCGGGAAAGAGAUGCAAGGGACGGUAGGGGAGGUGGUGGUGGGGAUGGUGGUGGUUUAGGAACCGCUAUGGUUCCUCUGUCCCCUGCUGCUUCUUUAACAAGUCCUCCACCUCCAGUUUCACCAGUCCAGGUCACAUCUCCAGUUAGUCCCCCUUCCCAGGUUACUACUCUGGCCUUGGAGUCUCCCCUGUCACCUCCACCUGUGAGCCCUGAGGGCAGCCUGGAGGUCAGUCCCAACCCCAAUACCUGCACUUCUAGCUGCUGAGGACGGCUCUGAGGACCAGGAGAGGACAAAUAUGAAGAGAGAACGAGGACGGAGGACUAGAGGCCAGGCUAGUCCUGUUACUUCAAACUAAAGGAAAGAAAAUAAGAAGGGAGGAGGGGGAGAGAAAUGAGAGGUGAUCCUCUGGAGCCGGAGCGACGAAAACAGCACCAUGAGGAGGGAUAAUAGGACUAAGAUGGAGGGGCUGUGUGAAUGAUGAGACACGUUGGGGACUUUUGGGCGCUUUCCUUAACGAGGGAAGAUGAUAAAAUGGAGACUCUAAAAGGUGUGAGGGGGAGGAAGGACGUCAAGAGGGUGAGAAAUGGAGGAAGAGAGGAUGAGGAGGGGGAAGUAGAGAGGGAGGAGAACUAACUAGGAAUAAUUAUAUGAACUCAGAGCUCCAAUUACUGAAAAAGGCCUUUUAUUCUCUCUCUAUCUGUCUAUCUCUCUCUUUCCUUCCCCCUCUCCCAAUCUCUCUCCCCCUUCAUCAGGAAUUAAUGACCAUGACUUUUUAUCCUUAUGAUGUAUUUUCUAUCUGAAUGCUAAUUGUGUGUUAACGAGCAUCCCUUUAACAGAAGGUUCAAUCAAUAUGACCAAUAUAUAUUUAAAAAAAAAAAAAACUAGUGGCAUGCAUCGCACACGCACUCACACAUACACACACACACACACACACACACACAUGCGCGCAACUAACUUUCUCCACGCAAUACAAGUGAACACAGCACAAACCCUAAUACACAAUCUUUCACAAUGCAGGCCCUAAUUAAACCCACACAGAGGAAUGAAUGCAGAAAACCCACAAGAUAAUACUAAAGCCUAUACUGCCAAGCACUCAAUGCACUGUCAAUCACAACACAGCACUGCCAAGUAAUGUUGACGCACUGUAAAAAAAAAAAAAUGUUCAUCCGAAUGAGCUCUCUUUUGUGGCUGUGAGCUAUUGCAGUAGUUUAGAUUUACAAUGCAUAGUUGUGACAUUUUAAUCACUCACUCGGGAGGAUUGUAACCGUUCAGUGAACUACACAAAUUACAGAUCAAGUUGAAAUAAGUAAGUAUGACACCAAGGGAUAUGAGUCACUGCAACAUCUGUUUGUGGUGCGGUGGAAGUAGCACAUGAGAAAAUAAACACAAAUAACUACAGCAGGACUUAAUUACAACAUAAAUUGAGUUAAAAUGAACUGAAUUUGCUUUACUAAAAUAAGCUCUGAAUAUAUUUUGUUUGAUAAAAUUCUGUCAAAGUCUUGGAAAAUUAUACAUACAAAUCACAGAAAAUGAAAAAUUUAUAGUGUAUGAAUAUGAGAAUAGAUGACAGUACAAAACAGACUGAGAAUUUAAGAGAUUUAAAGAUGGAGUUUUAUUUUUUUCCUUGUAUGUCAUUUAAUUUACUUCGCCAAGAGGUCUGCUGGAGUCCGUCAAAAUAAGAGCUAAAACACUCGCCAUAAAUUAUAAAUGAUCUGUUUGUUCUUUUAUUCUGAAGUCAGAGGAUGACUAGGAGUGGCAAUAAGCUGUAUUGUUUUUGCUUAAACUCUCUGAAAGAAAUGUGUAGUUAGAAUAACGCAAAUAUUGCUUUAUAUUGGGAAUUUAAUUGACGGUAAAAAUCAAACUUACUUUGAUUGUUAUUAUGAGUUGAUGUGGUUACAUUUUUUCAGUGUAUGGUUGUGUCCUCUGCACUCAAAAGGGAAGAAGAGGAUUGUACUUACUGCCAUUCUUAUUUAAGCUUGCUGUCCCAAAACAACGCACUGUUAUCAUGAAUGUAUCCUGUGUAAAGAAAUACACUCAAACACUCUCGCUUGCUAAGUCACUUAAACUGCCAAACAGAAGCAGGAAUGGACACCCACACACAUGCAGGCAUACACCGAUACACACACACAUACACACACACACACACCUCGACAACCAAAGUGCUCUCUCUUAAAUGGACUUCAAUAAUAGGCAGGGAACGCUGCUGUCUCUGGGGACAAAAGAUAGCAGGGGGCGUUGCAGAUAUCUUGACAAUAUUUCUGAGGGAAUAACUGUGAAAAUCUGGGCAUGGACUUGUUACAGAGCUGUACAUGGACUGAUCUUCACUGCUUUCAAAUAGAUCCUAGUGGACGACAGAUGAACACAAACCAACCUUAACAAGGAGAAAUGGCCAUGGUGGGAGAGCUGUUUGUGAAAUAAAUCAAGCAUAAAAAGAGAAUAAGACACGUCUUAGAGGAAUCAUAGUGGUAUGAUGGGAAAAGAGACAAGCCUACCCUUGCAUUGGAGACAAUAUCAAAAACUGUCUUUUAGCGACAUGCUGUGGCCGGAAUACUGAAUUACAUACGCUUGGAAUAUUGUAUAGUAUGCUGUUAACGAAACCUAGCUUUGUAUUGCUUAGUCUUUUCUACCAUUAUGAUUAAACGCAGUUAUAGCUGAUAUCUAAUAUUACUAAACUAUAGUAUUCUUCUCAUUCGUCAUGACAAUUAUGAUAUAUGUAUUAACAAUACGUUAAAUAAUUAUGAACAAGGAAAGUGCCGUUUGAGGUUGAAAUUAUUUUGUAAUUUUAUUUUAUCAGAGAGAAUUAAUAAAGUAUAUAUCUAUAACAUUAUA